Messenger RNA from Coregonus sp. 'balchen', 53066 nucleotides. The record is from the annotation of a GenBank genome assembly. NCBI's taxonomy places the organism in Eukaryota, Metazoa, Chordata, Actinopteri, Salmoniformes, Salmonidae.
UGGGCAACAGUGACGUUCCAUCUUCCACACCAUGUGCUAAAGCUGGUCGCCAGUGCCAUCGUGAAUGAGCUGAAGAAGAUAAACCAGAAUGUCGCUGCGUUGUCUGUGGCCUCGUUCAUCAUGGACAGGCUCUCCUACCUCUUACCAAGUGCACGGCCUGAGCUGGGGGUGGGCCCAGGGCGCUCUGUAGAUAGGUGAGCAGGACCUUAAACCAUGACAAACCUCACCAUGCGCCCCAGAGGCGUUAAAAUCACUGAAUUAACCUUUAUCUCUCAAUACCAAUCUGAUGUAUUUUGUUCAUUUUGUUUUGCCGGCAUUUCUGAAAUUGAAAAGGUAUUGACAAAUGUACUCUUGCUGUCCGUCUUUCAGAUCGUUGAUGUACAGUGAGGCCAAUAGGAGAGAAACGUUCAUGUCGUGGCCCCACGCCGGGUACAGGUGGGCACAGCCUGACCCCAUGGCCCAAGCAGGAUUUUACCACCAGGUAGGCAGUGUAAGGACUUACCUCCCAUCAGCUCUCUCUAUCUCUAAUGCUUACAUAGUGAAGAAAUUAAUAUUUCAUCUUCCAAUUACAUGUUUAUCAUGUAUGCACACUAGUUUGCAUGCUUUUUGAGAGACAAGUUGCUGUAUGGCACACUAUUGCUGACGCCAUAUAAAAAGUAAAUGUAUUGCUGUACAUAAAGUGUAAUAGAUGAGUUGGUUUUUAUUGUGGAUUGCUGAGCCUCAUGGUGCUUGAUUUGGAGUUUCUCACUGUUGCCUUUCUUCUCUCUCUUUCGUUCCCUCUGCAGCCUGCCUCCACCGGUGAUGACAGGGCGAUGUGUUUCACAUGCAGUGUCUGCCUAGUGUGUUGGGAGCCCACAGAUGAACCAUGGUGAGUGAGGUAUACAGUGCCUUAGGAAAGUAUUCAGACCCCUUGACUUUUUCCAAAUUUUGUUACGUUACAGCCUUAUUCAAAAAUGGAUAAAAAAAAAAAAAUCCUCAUCAAUCUACACACUACCCCAUAAUGACAUCUAAAACAGGUUUUUAAGAUUUUUUUGCAAAUGUAUAUAUCACAUUUACAUAAGUAUUCAGACCCUUUACUCAGUACUUUGUUGAAGCACCUUUGGCAGCGAUUACAGCCUCGAGUCUUCUUGGGUAUGACGCUACAAGCUUGGCACACCUGUAUUUGGGGAGGUUCUCCCAUUCUUCUCUGCAGAUCCUCUCAAGCUCUGUCAGGUUGAAUGGGGAGCGUCGCUGCACAGCUUUUUUUCAGGUCUCUCCAGAGAUGUUAGAUUGGGUUCAAGUUUGGGCUCUGGCUGGGCCACUCAAGGACAUUCAGAGACUUGUCCCGAAGCCACUCCUGCGUUGUCUUGUCUGUGUGCUUAGUGUCGUUGUCCUGUUGGAAGGUGAACCUUCGUCCCAGUCUGACAUCCAGAGCACUCUAAAGCAGGUUUUCAUCAAGGAUCUCUCUGUACUUUGCUCCGUUCAUCUUUCCCUCGAUCCUGACUAGUCUCCCAGUCCCUGCCGCUGAAAAACAUCCCCACAACAUGAUGCUGCCACCACCAUGCUUCACCGAAGGGAUGGUAUUGGCCAGGUGAUGAGCGGUGCCUGGUUUCCUCCAGACGUGACGCUUGGCAAUCAGGCCAAAGAGUUCAAUCUUGGUUUCAUCAAAUCAAAUGUUAUUUGUCACAUGCGCCGAAUACAACAGGUGUAGACCUUACAGUGAAAUGCUUACUUACAAGUCCUUAACCAACAAUGCAGUUUAAGAAAAAUAAGUCUUAAGUAAAAAAAUAGUUAAGUAAAUAACAAAUAAAAAUAAAUCACCAAUAAUUAAAGAGCAGCAGUAAAAUAACAGUAGCGAGGCUAUAUACAGGGGGUACCGGUACAUAGUCAAUGUGCGGGGGCACAGGUUAGUCGAGGUAAUUGAGGUAAUAUGUACAUGUAGGUAGCGUUAAAGUGACUAUGCAUUGAUAAAAACAGAGUAGCAGCAUUGUAAAAGAGGGGGGGGGGGGCAAUGCAAAUAGUCCGGGUAGCCAUUUGAUUAGCUGUUCAGGAGUCUUAUGGCUUGGGGGUAGAAGCUGUUAAGAAGCCUUUUGGACCUAGACUUGGCACUCCGGUACCGCUUGCCUUGCGGUAGCAGAGAGAACAGUCUAUGACUAGGGUGGCUUGAGUCUUUGACAAUUUUUGGGACCUUCCUCUGACACCGCCUGGUAUAGAGGUCCUGGAUUGCAGGAAGCUUGGCCCCAGUGAUGUACUGGGCCGUACGCACUACCCUCUGUAGUGCCUUGCGGUCGGAAGCCGAGCAGAUGCCAUACCAGGCAGUGAUGCAACCAGUCAGGAUGCUCUCGAUGGUGCAGCUGUAGAACGUUUUGAGGAUCUGAGGACCCAUGCCAAAUCUUUUCAGUCUCCUGAGGGGGAAUAGGCUUUGUCGUGCCCUCUUCACAUCUGUCUUGGUGUGUUUGUUGGUGAUGUGGACACCAAGGAACUUGAAGCUGUCAACCUGCUCCACUACAGCCCCGUCGAUGAGAAUGGGGGCAUGCUCGGUCCUCCUUUUCCUGUAGUUCACAAUCAUCUCCUUUUGUCUUGAUCCCGUUGAGGGAGAGGUUGUUAUCCUGGCACCACACGGCCAGGUCUCUGACCUCCUCCCUAUAGGCUGUCUCAUCAUUGUCAGUGAUCAGGCCUACCGCUGUUGUGUCGUCUGCAAACGUAAUGAUGGUGUUGAAGUCGUGCCUGCCCAUGCAGUCAUGGGUGAACAGGGAGUACAGGAGGAGACUGAGCACGCACCCCUGAAGGGCCCCUGUGUUGAGGAUCAGCGUGGCAGAUGUUGUUACCUACCCUUACCCCCAGAUAAUGUUUCUCAUGGUCAGAGUCCUUUGGGUGCCUUUUAGCAAACUCUAAGCGGGCUGUCUUCCCUUUUACUGAGGAGUGGCUUGUCUGGCCACUACCAUAAAGGCCUGAUUGGUGGAGUGCUGCAGAGAUGGUUGUCCUUCUGGAAGGUUCUCCCAUCUCCACAUAGGAACUCUGGAGCUCUGUCAGAGUGACCGUCAGGUUCUUGGUCACCUCCAUGACCAAGGCCAUUCCCCCCCCCGAUUGCUCAGUUUGGCCGGGCAGCCAGCUCUAGCAAGAGUCUUGGUGGUUCCAAACUUCUUCAAUUUUUAAGAUUGAUGGAGGCCACUUGUGGACCUUCAAUGCUGCAGAAAUCUUUUGGUACCCUUCCCCAGAUCUGUGCCUCGACAUAAUCCUGUCUCGGAGCUCUACGGACAAUUCCUUCAACCUCAUGACUUGGUUUUUGCUCUGACAUGCACUGUCAACUGUGGGACCUUUAUUAUAUAGACAGGUGUGUGCCUUUCCGGAUCAUGUCCAAUCAAUUGAAUUUACCACAGGUGGACUGCAAUAAAAUUGUAGAAACAUCUCAUGGAUGAUCAAUGGAAACAGGAUGGACCUAAGCUCAAUUUUAGUCUCGUAGCAAAGGGUCUGAAUACUUAAGUAAAUAUGGUAUUUCUGUUUUUGUUUUUUUUAUACAUUUGCAAAAAUUUCAAAAAAACAGUUUUUGCUUUGUCAUUAUUUUAAUCCAUUUUAGAAUAAGGCUGUGACGUAAAAAGUGAAGGGGUCUGAAUAUAUUUCCGAUUGCACUGUACACACACACCACAUAACCUUCAGAUCGCACAUUCAUUUACCUCUCAACAACAUAAUGACUAUGCCCACAACCUCCCCAUCAGGUCCGAGCACGAGCGACAUUCCCCCAACUGUCCAUUUGUGAAGGGUGAGCACACCCAGAACGUGCCGUUGUCCGUCACGCUGGCCACCAGCCCCGCACAGUUCCCCACCGCUGAUGGCUCAGAUAAGAUUGCCUGCUACGGCUUCGGCAGCUGCCCCCACUUCCUGGCAGCCGCCACCAAGCGUGGCAAGAUCUGCAUCUGGGACUUGUCCAAGCUCAUGAAGGUAAGGCCGUGCUGCGUGGCUAGGCGGGAAACAUGAAGUACAGUUUUGUUGAUGUCUGCCUCCAUGUUUUGUCCUGGAUGUCUGGGCCCAUUCGUCAGACUUAAUUGACAUACAUAAAACUUAAGAUGGCAUGAAUAAACAAUACAUUAAACUAUGUGCAUAAGGUUAUUACUAAUGUUUGUAAAUAUGAUAUGAUGAUUCAUGAUGUUUUGUGUUCCCCUCAGGUGCACUUGAAAUUUGAAAUCAACCCCUACGACCCGGCGAUCCUGCGGCAGCUGAUUCUGUCUGGGAGCGAGCUGGCCCUGGGGACCCAGGAGUCCGGGAGGCCCACCUUAGCCUGGCUAGAGGACUCCUCCAGCUGCUCAGACAUACCAAAACUAGAGGGGGACAGGUACUACUGGACACACCUACUCUAUGCACACCUAGUCAAUGAAAGUUUCAAUGGAGUUAAGUGUGUGUAAAAGAGGAAAUGUGUUUGGAAUAGAUGUGACCUCUUUUCGUUUCUAUCUCUCUGCCAGUGAUGACCAGUUGGAGGACUCUGACAGUGAAGAGCAUUCCAGAUCAGAGUCUGUGACGGGUAUGAAGCCACUCUUCAAAUCUUGUUACUCUUUUGGUCCGUAGACUUUCUAGGUAUCCGUAAGUUGAACUAUCGCUUUUAUUUUUGUCCCCUCUCCUGUUCCCAGGCCAGACUUCCCAGAGGGAGAGCAUGGAGGUGAGCCUGGGCGUGACGGCACUCAGCCUCCUCCAGCAGCCAGAGAAGCUCCAGUGGGAGGUGGUGGCCAGCGUGCUGGAGGACACAGUCAAGGACCUGGAGGAGCUGGGGGCCAACCCUUCCCUGGCCCAGGUCAAGGCCGACAAGGCCAAGGAGAAGCCCGCGGAGCACCAGAACAUUCCCUUCCCCUGCCUGCUGGCUGGAGGCCUGCUCAGCUACCGCUCUGCCGCCAGCUCCCCGCUUGCCGCCCCACCCCCCUCCUCCGCCCGCCGCACCAUGGACGGCCCCCUCAGGACUCAGGGCCCAGAGCUCCCCCAUGCCGUGCCUGACCAGGGCCCUGUGGAGAUGGAGACCUGUAACCCCCCUCCCAUGGAGCUGGGCUCGCCAAACCCUAGCCGCGCCCGCCGUGCGCAGGACUAUGCCUGUGCUCUUGCUCUACAGCAUCAAGGAGUCGGACGAGAAGUCGUCGGGGAAGGUGUUUGCCCAGAUGAACAAUCUGAUGAGCAAGGGGCUGCACGAGGAGGGCUUCUCCGUGCCGCAGAUCAUCGAGAUGGAGUUCGACACCCACGAGCAGCUGCUGCUCCAGGACCCGCCCAUCACCUACAUCCAGCAGUUUGCAGAUGCUGCUGCAAACCUAGCCGCCCUGGAUGGGGACAAGUGGAGCUCGCUGGCGCCACGGCCCGGAGCCCUGGUGCAGUGUCUGCGGCUGCCCAAGCAGCUGGAGGAGGAGAACCUCUAUGUGGACUCCAUCACGCCCUGUUCAGACGGCGUGCACUUGCUUGUGGGGCUGCAGCCCUGCUCCGUGGAGUCUCUCAGCGCCAUCAACCAGGUGGAGGCCCUCAACAACCUCAACCGCCUCCACUCAGCUCUCUGCAGCCGCAGUAAGGGAGAGCUCCAGCCCUUGCCCACACUGGCCAAUGGCCACGAGGCCCUUCCCUGCGCUCCUCCCCCUCAGACCCCACUCAUCCUGCCCCCCCCUGACCAGCAACAACAGCCGUCCAGGCCCCUGGGAGGCUGUGGUGGUGGAGGCUAUCUGGCUCUCUACAAGCUCAACUACACCACCCGCAUUGUCACUCUGGAGGAGGAGCCUGUCAAGGUGCAGCACAUCAGAGACCCCCGGGACGCCGUCACCUCCCUCAUCUUGCUCCCGCCAGAUGUACUGGACGGGAGGGAGGAUGACAGCGAGGAGGCCCCAGAGGAGACACCUCAGCGUGGGCUUAAAAACGGCUCUGGCUGUGGCCAUGGGUGUGGGCCAGGGACUGGUACUAGCAGCACAGCUGCUCCCAGCAGCGCCAAGGUGAAGCAGGCGGACGUUACCGGACUGGGCCACCUGGUGGUCACCACUCAGGCAGGGUACAUCAUGAUCCUGGACCUGUCCACUUUGGAGGUCCUGGCCAAAGUGGAGCCGCCCAAGAAGGACGGGAUGGUGGAUGAGAUUGACCCUUUCGUCGCCGUCACCUACUGCUCCGGGACUGACCGCCUUUGCGCUUGCACUAAAGGUGAGGACUGCGCCACAAUCUAGGGCAGAAAUGUCGCUACUUCGAUUCCCCAGGUUUUAAUGGUGCAGAUGUUUUACUAUCAUUUUAAUAGUUGUAAUAUAUCGCACAACAGCUGGAUAGGUGUCUAGUAUGUAUGAUACAACAUUGAAAACGACUGCAAAAAAGCAACCUGCAACGCUGUGUGUGUGGCUGACAUGUGAGCGGGGCCUGGGGGGUGGGAUUUUGUUCUAGGGAUGGGGUACUGCUAAAGCUUUUCUUCUUCUGAGUCAGGUUUGUCUUUCAUCAUGUGUAUUGUGGUCUGGUCCACCAGCUGUUUUACAGUCUGUGCUGCAGGCUGGCUUUCAACGAGAGCGGAAAAGGAACAAGUUGUAAUAUAAGAUAUAUAUUUUAUAGCAGGCAUGAGUGAUUUUUAAGGGGAAUUCCAUUUCCUCUUUGGUAGAACAAAGAUACAGUUGUGAUUUAAAAUAAUGUCUGUAUAGUUGUAAUGUCUUGUCGCAGGCCAUCUUCUCAGCCAAGCACUUAGGCCUACUUCUUAGACAUGUCACUUUUGGAUCUAUUUCAUAUUUCGAAUGUUUUCAAUCUUACUACUGUCAUCUAAUCCCACCCCAGGUGGAGAACUUCAUUUCCUUCAAAUUGGAGGUGUGUGUGACGAUAUAGAUGACGCCGACAUUUUUGUCGAUGGCCCCCUUUCUAAAGGGGCUGAACAGCUAUUGGAGGGGACAAAGCCUUCCUCCAACCCCUCAAGCCCAGGGAUCACAGGUAGGAGAGACAGACCCCGUUACACUUCACGGCUCUGCUCUUUCUCUGCUCAUUCAAUAACUGUCUGUAUCCCUGUUCUUGCCUCAUUUCACCUUUGUUGGUUAUUUAAUAGGUAUUGAGAACUGAGUAGUCAUCGCUUAAUGGAACCUUCUUUCCAGUGAAAUCGUAUGCUGAUUGACAACAUGAUACUGUCCAGACUGUGAAAAAAAAUCAAUUUUCCAGAUUCAUAAAUUGUUUAUGUCCUGUGGCCUCCUUUUUAAAAACUCUGCCAACCUCUCCUCCCUGUAAGGAGUUGACCUCCUGGUGGAUCAAGCGUUGGCCGUGGAGAGCCUGACGUCGCUGGUGGAAUUGACACGCUUCGAGACGCUGACGCCGCGCUUCUCCGCCACGGUGCCGCCCUGCUGGGUGGAGGUGCAGCAGGAGCAGCAACAGCGCCGCCACCCCCAGCAUCUGCACCAGCAGCACCAUGGAGACGCUGCCCAGCACACACGCACCUGGAAGCUGCAGAGCGACAGGUACGGACAUGUGGGCGUGACAGGGUGUGUGCGCGUAGUCAGUGAGGCAUUUCUCGUAAGUCUAUCUGCAAACGCCACACACAUUAAUACAUAAACACACUAUUUCAUAAUGUUCUCUCACACACACACACACAACACUAUACAUUCCUCAUUGAGGACUAAAUCUACAUGUUCCUUUUUAACUAUGUUGACAUCUCACAAGCUCCUAUUGAAAACAAAAGUAGCCUAUUAUAUCUUGACUUUUAAGACUCUAGAAAGUAGAAUCUUAUUUGUGUAGGUGAAUAAUGUGGCCAUGUUUUCUUUGUGGUUUGUAGCUCCAGCUGGGACGAGCAUGUGUUUGAACUGGUCCUUCCCAAGGCCUGCAUGGUGGGCCACGUGGACUUCAAGUUCGUCAUGAAUGCCAACAUCACUAACAUUCCUCAGAUCCAGAUCACCCUGCUGAAGAACAAGGCCCCAGGUCUGGGCAAGGUCAAUGGUGAGGACACUCACCGCUAUCUCUGUUGCGUUGGCUAAUUUUGAAAAUGCAGUAUCUGAAACACAUACUAUGAAGAGGAGGACUGGUUACCAUAGAUAACUAGCCUUUUGCAGGGAAUUAUUGAUCAUAUCAUAUUUCAUUUUUAUUUCUAGAUGUCCAUAUUUGCCUCUGCUGCCUACUGUCUGUCAAUACGUUUAAAAAAAAUCAUUUUCUCUCCAGAGACGGCAGUUGACAGACAGAUCUCCUUCCCCCUGUCCCAUGUCCUCCAUGCCAACGGGGAGCGGAACGGACAGACACUUUUGCAAGACUUCACAGACGACAUCCAGUUCAUGGACAUCGAAGAGACACCAGGUAGAGAGCUGCAUGGAUAGGCAGCCAGGGUUGAUAGACACUGACUUUUCCUCAGUCAGUGUUUGACACUUGAUUAUUGUGGAUAGCGUUGGCAGAUUGUAGAUUAGUGUUACUGGUGAUUCUGUGGGUAAAGCAGCAAUCUGAGGGGUUCCUCAGCCCAGCAGAGGUUUCAUCACAUUGCUCUUCUCUUUCCAGGCUCCAGGCUGUGCACCUUCCUAGAGGACCAUAAGGAGGAUAUCCUGUGUGGUCCCGUGUGGUUGGCCAGUGGUCUGGACCUCUCAGGCUACGCUGGGAUGCUUAGCCUCACCAGCCCCAAGAUGGUCAAAGGUAACAAUAUCUGCAAACUUUUACACUGAGUCACAUUGAAGAAAUCUUACCAUGACUGUUUUUGUCCCUCCCAGUUUGUGUCCUCAACUUUUUGCUAUGAAUCCUCUCCCCCCGUCAUACGUAUUGUAUGUUAGAUGUUUACAGUGUAGUUUCUGCUGGUUUGUCCCUCUCCCUGCAGGCAUGGCCGGGGGCAAGUACCGCUCGUUCCUGGUGCACAUCAAGGCGGUGAGCGACAAGGGCAUGGAGGAGAGCCACAGGCCUGUGGUGAGGAUGCCCGCAGCCAAGCCGCAGAGCAGCAAGGGCCAUUCCCUCUCCACCCUGCUGCAGAGGGCACAGGCCACCAAGGUACAGAUGGCAAAGCAUUGGAAAACGAAUGCAAUUUUACAUCAAAGCUGUUUAUUUCAGGAGUCUUUCUCUGCACACCUGAGGCAUUUCUGACUGAUUGUGCAGUUGUGUAAUGGAGUUGUGUAAGUUGAGUGCAUGGAUAGCCUUGAUUGGAGCUUCCUCCUUUGUCUCCAUCUGGUGGGAGAUUAGUGCCAUUGCCAGGUUCUCAGUGAGAAGUUGGUGUCAAAUUGCUUUGAUGUGGCUUCCUCAUACCAGCAAUGUCCCGUUCUUGAAGGAGGACAUUUUCUCUCUGUUUACAGUUUAUAGCUCUAGAAUUUGGUCCUCUCUGGUGUUCCACUGUACUGUUAUCUGUUUUUUGAAAUGGCUGUCUCCCAUUUUAGGAAAAGGCCUCCACUUCCAAAGCAGAUUCUCCAGCUCAGUCGAAGAAACCUGACAACCUCCGCGGCUGCGACCUGCUCCAGGAGGUGUCAGUCACAAUCAGAAGGUUUAAGAAGACAUCCAUACCGAAAGAAAGGUUUGGUGCUUUCCUUAGUGCCUUUGUUUCACCGAAACACUGAACUAUUGUAGAAUCCCAACACCUUAAUCAAAUGCUUUAUUUCCUCAUCUUGCACUGUAUAUACCCAGCAUGCGCUGACCAGCUGGCAAGUGUCUUCACUGACAUUUUCAACCUCUCCCUGACCCAGUCUGUAAUACCUACAUGUUUCAAGCAGACCACCAUAGUCCCUGUGCCCAAGAACGCCAAUGUAACCUCUAAAUGACUAUCGCCCCGUAGCACUCACAUCUGUACUCAUGAAAUGCUUUGAAAGGCUGGUUAUGGCUCACAUCAACACCAUCAUUGAGACACUCUGGACCCACUCCAAUUCGCUUACCGCCCCAACAGAUCCACAGAUGACGCAAUCUCUAAUGCACUCCACACUGCCCUUUCCCGCUUGGACAGAAGGAACAACUACGUGACAAUGCUGUUCAUUGACUACAGCUCAGCGUUCAACGCCAUAGUGCCCUCUAAGUUCAUCACUAAGCUAAGGACCCUGGGACUGACACCUCCCUCUGCAACUGGAUCCUAGACUUCCUGACGGACAACAUAUCUGCCACGCUGACCCUCAACACGGGAUGCGUGCUUAGUCCUCUAGUACUCCCUGUUCACUCCCAAUCAAGUUUGCCGACGACACGACGGUGGUAGGCCUGAUCACCGCCGGCGAUGAGACUGCAAUGUGGUGCCAGGACAACAACCUCAACGUCAGCAAGACAAAGGAGCUGAUCAUGGACUACAGGAAACGGAGGGCCGAGCACGCCCUCAUUCACAUCGAUGGGGCUGUAGCGGGUCAAGAGCUUCAAGUUCCUCUGUGUAAACAUCACAAAGGAUCCGAACACCCCAACACAGUCGUGGAGAGGGAACGGCAUUCUCUUUCCCCUCAGGAGGCUGAAAAGAUGGGCCCUUGGAUCCUCAAAAAGUCUACCACUGCACCUUUGAGAGCAUCUUGACUGGUUGCAUCAACGCUUGGUAUGGCAACUGCUUGGCUUCUGCUAUGGCACUGCUUGUGCGUACGACCAAGUAUAUCACUGUGGCCGAGCUCCCUGCCAUCCAGGACCUCUAUACCAGGCGGUAUCAGAGGAAGGCCCUAAAAAUUGUCAGACUCCAGCAAGCCAAGUCAUGGACUGUUCUCUCUGCUACCGUACGGGAAGGGGUACCGAUGCACCAAGGAUUGCAACCAACAGGACCCUGAACAGCUUCUUUGCCCAAGCCAUAAGACUUCUAAAUAGUUAUCUAAAUAGCUGCCUGGACUAUCUGCAUUGACCAUUUUUUGCACUCACUUUUUUGACUCCUCACAUACGCUGCUGCUACUGUUUACUAUCUGUCACUUUAUUCCUAGUUACACACUGAGUGUACAAAACAUUAAGGACACCUUCCCAAUAUUGAGUUGCACCCUCCCCUUUUGCCCUCAGAACAGCCUCAAUUCGUUGGGGCAUGGACUCUACAAGGUGUCAAGCAUUCCACAGGGAUGCUGGGCCAUGUUGACUCCAAUGCUUCCCAUAAUGACAAAAAAUGACAAACAUAAUUGUGUCAAGUUGGCUGGAUGUCCUGUGAGUGGUGGACCGUUCUUGAUGCACACAGGAAACUGUUGACCGUGAAAACCCCAGCAGUGUUGCAGUUCUUGACACAAACCGGUGUGCCUGGCACCUACUACCUUACCCCGUUCAAAGGCACUUCAAUAUUUUUUCUUGCCCAUUCACCCUCUGAAUGGCACACAUACACAAUCCAUGUCUCAAGGCUUACAAAUCAUUCUUUAACCUGUCUCCUCCCAUUCAUCUACACUGAUUUUGAAGUGGAUUUAACAAGUGACAUCAAGAAGGGUUCAUAGCUUUCACCUGGAUUCACCUGGUCAGUCUGUCAUAGAAAGAGCAGGUGUCCUUAAUGUUUUGUACAUAUCUACCUCAAUUACCCCGUACCCCUGCACACCGACUCAGUACUGGUACCCCAUAUAUUGUCAAGUUAUUGUUACUCAUUGUGUAUCUAUUAUUACUUUUAUUACAUGUUUUACUUUUCUAUUAUUUCUCUAUUUUAUUUCUCUGCAUUGUUGGGAAGGGCCCGUAAGUUGACAUUUCACUGUUAGUCCACACCUGUUGUUUACAAAGCAUGUGACUAAUAACAUUUGAUAUAUUAUGAGAACUGACAUGUUUUGAUACUUGUUACACUAUAGUAGUAAAAAAAUGGUACAGUGGGGAAAAAAAGUAUUUAGUCAGCCACCAAUUGUGCAAGUUCUCCCACUUAAAAAGAUGAGAGAGGCCUGUAAUUUUCAUCAUAGGUACACGUCAACAAUGACAGACAAAUUGAGGAAAAAAAAUCCCGAAAAUCACAUUGUAGGAUAUUUAAUGAAUUUAUUUGCAAAUUAUGGUGGAAAAUAAGUAUUUGGUCACCUACAAACAAGCAAGAUUUCUGGCUCUCACAGACCUGUAACUUCUUCUUUAAGAGGCUCCUCUGUCCUCCACUCGUUACCUGUAUUAAUGGCACCUGUUUGAACUUGUUAUCAGCAUAAAAGACACCUGUCCACAACCUCAAACAGUCACACUCCAAACUCCACUAUGGCCAAGACCAAAGAGCUGUCAAAGGACACCAGAAACAAAAUUGUAGACCUGCACCAGGCUGGGAAGACUGAAUCUGCAAUAGGUAAGCAGUUUGGUUUGAAGAAAUCAACUGUGGGAGCAAUUAUUAGGAAAUGGAAGACAUACAAGACCACUGAUAAUCUCCCUCGAUCUGGGGCUCCACGCAAGAUCUCACCCCGUGGGGUCAAAAUGAUCACAACAACGGUGAGCAAAAAUCACAGAACCACACGGGGGGACUUAGUGAAUGACCUGCAGAGAGCUGGGACCAAAGUAACAAAGCCUACCAUCAGUAACACACUACGCUGCCAGGGAAUCAAAUCCUGCAGUGCCAGACGUGUCCCCCUGCUUAAGCCAGUACAUGUCCAGGCCCGUCUGAAGUUUGCUAGAGUGCAUUUGGAUGAUCCAGAAGAGGAUUGGGAGAAUGUCAUAUGGUCAGAUGAAACCAAAAUAGAACCUUUUGGUAAAAACUCAACUCGUCGUGUUUGGAGGACAAAGAAUGCUGAGUUGCAUCCGAAGAACACCAUACCUACUGUGAAGCAUGUGGGUGGAAACAUCAUGCUUUGGGGCUGUUUUUCUGCAAAGGGACCAGGACGACUGAUCCGUGUAAAGGAAAGAAUGAAUGGGGCCAUGUAUCGUGAGAUUUUGAGUGAAAACCUCCUUCCAUCAGCAAGGGCAUUGAAGAUGAAACGUGGCUGGGUCUUUCAGCAUGACAAUGAUCCCAAACACACCGCCCGGGCAACGAAGGAGUGGCUUCGUAAGAAGCAUUUCAAGGUCCUGGAUUAGCCUAGCCAGUCUCCAGAUCUCAACCCCAUAGAAAAUCUUUGGAGGGAGUUGAAAGUCUGUGUUGCCCAGCGACAGCCCCAAAACAUCACUGCUCUAGAGGAGAUCUGCAUGGAGGAAUGGGCCAAAAUACCAGCAACAGUGUGUGAAAACCUUGUGAAGACUUACAGAAAACGUUUGACCUGUGUCGUUGCCAACAAAGGGUAUAUAACAAAGUAUUGAGAAACUUUUGUUAUUGACCAAAUACUUAUUUUCCACCAUAUUUUGCAAAUAAAUUCAUUAAAAAUCCUACAAUGUGAUUUUCUGGAUUUUUUUUCCUCAAUUUGUCUGUCAUUGUUGACGUGUACCUAUGAUGAAAAUUACAGGCCUCUCUCAUCUUUUUAAGUGGGAGAACUUGCACAAUUGGUGGCUGACUAAAUACUUUUUUUCCCCACUGUAUGUCAUGAGAACUAACUGAUCCUUCUGUUUGUCUGUCUACUACAGAGUCCAGCGCUGUGCCAUGCUGCAGUUCCCAGAUUUCCAUGAGAAGCUGUUGAACGGGCUGUGUAAGCGGGAAGAGGAGGGAUCUGGCACAGAGCACUCCCAGAGCCUUAUCCUGGACUGCCUCUGCUGGCUGGCUGGAGUCUAUUCCAACGGACCCUGCAGGUGGGGCUAAGAGGAUGAAAGUGGGAUGCAAGAAGGAGAUAUGAUAUUCAUAGGGAUACUGAGAUCUCUCUACUCUUUACAUGCAGUAAUGAAAUCAUUGGAAUUCGACCAAAACAAUGGAAAUGCCAUGCACGCGUCCCCCCAUGGGAGAUGGAUCCGGAAUCUCCUCAUUGCCACCCAUCACAAUUAGCCAACAUUUAGGCUGUUAUUAGUGUAUUAUACGCUAUGUUAGGGUAAACAUCAGAGUAUAAUGCUUGUAUGGAUGUCAACCCCCAAUACAGUUCGUCAUCGUCACCAAUCAACUACAUUACACUUACAAAACUGCAUCUCCUCUGUAGCUCAAUUGGUAGAGCAUGGCGCUUGUAACGCCAGGGUAGUGGGUUCGAUCCCCGGGACCACCCAUACGUAAAAAUGUAUGCACACAUGACUGUAAGUCGCUUUGGAUAAAAGCGUCUGCUAAAUUGCAUAUUAUAUUAUUAUAUCAACUACCACCACAGAUUUCUAUAUGGCUAGCUAUGCUACCAGUUUAUACAAACAGGAGUUAGCAUUUAGCAGAACAUUUUUCUAAUCCUAAAAAAGGACAACUUCUAAAUAUUAUACAGCUAAAGCAAUCAAUCUGAUUUUAGUAACCACAUUGUGGGCCUGUUAGAACAAUUAAAUCAUGACGGAUUUGACGAAUAUCCACUUUGUUAGAUCAGAUGUUUAUGACGCCGUCCUUGCGCUAUCCCCUUCCAUUGUUCCUUUACCACAUGUAAAUGGCUCUGGGAUUUUCACACAAUGAUAUUGAAGUGUGUAUUUUAACAUUUUCCUUCCAGCCUGAGAGAAGGAAAGGAGGCUAUGCUGACGAAAACAAGGAAACGGCUGACAGACAUUGUGCGGGUGUGUUUUUUUGAGGCUGGACGGAGUAUAGCCCACAAAUGCGCCCGCUUUCUUGCACUUUGUAUUAGGUGAGUUAGGCUUUUCAUGAAUGUUGUGACAUCAUUUCGUGACCCAUACUCUUGGUGAUGCCUGUGUGAUGUAGUAGGUGUGCACAUUUGGAACUUGUUUUUAUGUCGUCAGUAAUGGAAAAGGGGAACCCAGUCAGCAGGGCUUUGGCAUGGGUCUACUGAAGGCUCUGCUGGACAAUAUGCCCUACUUGCCUGCAGCAGCAACAGGUGGUAAGUAGAACUGACGUUUUUUCCUGAUGUCAUGAUUUUGUUAUCUUUGAGCAUGGGUAGAGGUCUUCUGCAUUGUCAGCAGAAUUGUUUUGCAAGGCAUGUGUGUAAGUCUCGCUCUCUCACUCUCAGGGUCGGUGUUCUGGUACUUUGUGCUGCUGAACUAUGUGAAGGAUGAGGACCUGGCGGGCUGCAGCACGGCCUGUGCCUCUCUGCUCACCGCAGUCUCCCGGCAACUGCAGGACCGCCUCACUCCCCUGGAGGCUUUGCUACAGACCAGGUAGGCCUUUUCACCAUAUAGUGUCCUUACACACCAAUCAGGACAUAAAGAAACCAAAAAGCACUAGGUAUAAAGUUGUGAUUAGAGUACUAAAAGCUAGUUUGUGUUGAAUCCAGCUUGUCUCUUUGUGUAUUGUAAUGCUCUGUACCGUGUCUCUCCUCCCCAGAUACGGCCUGUACAGUUCCCCCUUCGACCCAGUGCUGUUUGACCUGGAGGUCAGUGGCUCCUCCUGUAAGAAUGCCUUCAACAGCAGCAUCGGCGUCCAGUCUGGCGAGAUUGACCUUUCUGAAAUUCUCUCAGGUCUGCACAACACCCACCACAUUCCACCUUAUUGCUUACACCUAUCCUAUCCCUUCAUCAAGAACUAUCAGGGAAAUAAACGUUGGUCUGGGCUGUACUCUGGUGUGUGUGACUUAACCUGUGUGUGUGUGUGCCUCUAGCAGGGAACGGCAAGGUAAGCAGCUGUGCGGCGGCCGAGGGCAGCUUCACGGCCCUCACUGGGCUCCUGGAGGUGGAGCCACUGCACUUUACCUGUAUCUCCACCAGCGACGGCACCAGGGUGGAGAGGGACGAUGCAAGCGUGUUCACAGGUACCUACCUCACCUCCUCUUUUAUAACCAGACCGUUUGUGAAACGGAAACAUUUAAACAUGGGCAUCUUCACGUUUCUUACUCAGGGAUUUUGAGUGAUACUCCUGACCUUUGCCCUCUCCUCCCAGUGAGCACGUUUGGGGUGACCCCAGCAGUGGGUGGCAUGUCGGCGGGCACGGUAGGCGAGGCGUCCACGGCUCUGAGCUCUGCAGCCCAGGUGGCUCUGCAGUCGCUGUCCCACGCCAUGGUGUCUGCAGAGCAGCAGCUGCAGGUGCUCCAGGAGAAACAACAGCAGCUGCUCAAACUGCAGCAACAGGUCAGGGACUCUAGCACCUACACCUGUAUGCACACCCAUACGCUUGCACAAAGGCACAGACAUGCAAUCAUGUACUCACACAGGUCCACGUAUACACACACACACGUCUUAUCUAAGCCCUCACUUGCCUAUACGCACACACGCGAAGAUCCUAUGUCAGACUUCACGUAUCCUGGUGUUGACUGUGUUCUAUUAGCAGAGUUGUAAUCCUGUGUGUGUUCGGAACAGAAGGCCAAGCUGGAGGCAAAGCUGCACCAGACCACCUCAGCAGCAGCUGCGGCCUCCGGCGUGGGGCCCAUCCACAACUCUGUGCCUUCCAGCGCCCCCGGCUUCUUCAUCCACCCCUCUGAUGUCAUCCCCCCGACGCCCAAGACCACCCCGCUGUUCAUGACGCCUCCGCUCACCCCGCCCAAUGAGGCAGUGUCGGCAGCCAUCAGUGUGGAGCUGGCCCAGCUCUUUCCCGGCACCAUGAUGGACCCACCGCCCGUAAACCUGGCCGCUCAUAACAAGAACAGCCAGAAGGCCAAGCCGGUCAGUAACAUACACAACUCUCAAUAGCACAGCAGUUAUGUUGUAAGGGCUUUACAUGAACACCAAGGGAAUUUUGUUACAAUUUGUCAAAUAAUGCAAAAUAUUUCAAAUAAGAAGUUAAUAUUUUACUAUAUGUUUUGACUUAAAAGCGUAUCUGUGUUUGUUGCAGAACCCCAUGGGCAGCGGUCUGGCGUUGGCCAUCUCUCAAGCCUCUCACUUCCUCCAGCCUCCUCCGCAGCAGUCCAUCAUCAUUGAGCGCAUGCACUCUGGUAAGUACACUUAGCUUUUGUGUCUCUUUACCUGGGUCAACAGUUGUAAAUUAAACUCAAGAGGAUAUAUCAUGAGUAGUGCCCUAGAUAACAAAUAGGGAUUCAUUUGAGAUGUAGCCAAGUUGUUUAGGUAAGCUCUUGUGUGUGUAAAUAUCUCCCCUCUUGUCCCAGGAGCGCGGAGGUUUGUGACGCUGGACUUUGGUCGUCCCGUGCUGCUGACAGACGCUCUGAUCCCAACCUGUGGGGACCUGGCCUCUCUGUCCAUCGACAUCUGGACGCUGGGGGAGGAGGUGGAUGGACGCAGGCUUGUAGUGGCCACAGACAUCAGCACCCACUCCCUCAUCCUGCACGAUCUGCUGCCACCCCCUGUCUGCCGCUUCAUGAAGGUCAGUGGCAUUUGUCCUCGCUCUCCAUUUCAUAGGUUAGAAUAAGUAUCUGAACUCUAAGGUCGUCAAAGAAAAAUACAAUUUGUUAUUUUUUUUGUGAGCAUUCUGUGAGGAAAUGACUGUGCUUAACAGCAACUAUUUCUCCACACCUUAACCUGUCCUCCUGUCAAUCACACCCAUCUACGCCCAACAGAUUACUGUGAUUGGGCGUUAUGGCAGCACCAACGCCCGGGCCAAGAUCCCAUUGGGCUUCUACUAUGGCCACACCUACAUCCUGCCCUGGGAGAGCGAGCUGAAGCUGAUGCACGACCCCCUGAGAGGGGAGAGUGAGGCGGCCAGCCAGCCUGACGUGGACCAGCACCUGGCCAUGAUGGUGGCCCUGCAGGAGGACAUCCAGUGCAGGUCAGAGGACGUACUAUUCCACUAGUUCGCUCACUGAUUGUCUGAUUUAGUGAGUCAAGGAGUUGGAAAGGUUUUAUGUUACAUACUUGACAUAGCCACAGUAGUCCAGAAUUAUUGUCAAUGUAUACUAAAGCGGUUAACAUAAACUGCAUACCCAGUUGACUCACCAUCUCUCUCUAGGUACAACCUGGCGUGCCACCGGCUGGAGACGUUACUCCAGAACAUCGACCUGCCUCCUCUCAACAGUGCCAACAACGCCCAGUACUUCCUGCGAAAGCCCGACAAGGCGGUGGAGGAGGACUCGCGGGUCUUUUCGGCCUACCAGGACUGUAUUCAGCUGCAGCUGCAGCUCAACCUGGCUCACCACGCCGUCCAGAGACUCCGCGUGUCCUUGGGGGCCGGGCGCAAGGUCCUGCCUGAACCCUACGACCCCCGGGAGCUCAUCCAGAACUCAUCCACCGAGCAGCUGAGAACCAUCAUCCGCUACCUACUGGACACACUGCUCAGCCUGCUGCACUCCAACAACGGUGAGAUAUCUGAGGUCUGGGAGGGCCACAGGGUCUGUAUCAGGGAUGGGAUCUACUUUUCUGACUCUAUCCCAUAUUCAUACAUCUUUUGAUGUUGGCCUAGCUUCAAACCAAUAUCAUCCUUUACCUGAUUGUCCAUUGUCCUAACAGCAUCCCUAGGGGACAUUGGUAUUGUCUUUCUUUCUGUAUGUGUGUCUGAUCUGCUUGGUGAGUCACACCUCCUCAAUACAUGUAUUUUCCCCUGCAUAAGCCUAAAGCAUUUUUGGACCUUAUAGCCAUGUUUGAGCAUGAAUUAUUUAAAGCGAUGAGAAUGUUUCAAAUUCAUUCUUACGUCUUUUUAGGAAUCAAUUAAUUUCUCUGCCCUCACUUUCUCUGCCUUUGAAUUGAAAAAGCAUACAUAUUUAAUGUUUGCUAUCCAUAUUCUCACAAGCCGUUCUGUAUGGUCUCUUUGAAAAAGUUGCUCUUUGAUAAAAACUCGCUUUUUAAAGUCGUUCAAAGUUAACCGAAAGCCCACGGCGCUGUUAAGUGUGCUUAACAAUUUCCUCCUCUCACCCAUCAAAUCCCCACUGAUGCUCCCUAGCAGCUCGUCAUACAGUUUCAUGAGUCUCCUCUCGUGAAAGAGAAUAGUGAAUUAGCCACUUGGUGCUGCCUGGCUUUAUACCUGCACUGUCUCUGUAGUUUACAGCAGUGGAAUGGAGCCUUUCAUUUUCUCUCUGAAGUGAAGAGCUGCUAUUUCAAGGGCUGGGGUUUUCUUCUCAUAUGAAACCCCUUUUCUAGGAUAAUAACUGUGAAUUAUUUUUUUUACUGUUGAAGGCUAUUUGAUUUAGUCAAGUGCAUUUUGUCAUUAAAUGUUUUGGGCCACCACUUGCUUUUUUACCCCUCUGCGAUUUCCCUCAUUAUUUAACAUACCCUCUCAGUUUCUUUCCCUGCAAUUUUUUUUUUCUCUCCCUCAAGCUUUCCCUGUCUCUCAUUUGACCUCCAUCUCUCACUCGCUCCUUGUUCUUCCCUCUAGGGCACGCAGUCCCGUCCGUUCUGCAGAGCACGUUCCACGCGCAGGCCUGUGAGGAGCUCUUCAAGCACCUUUGUAUUAGUGGCACGCCCAAGAUCCGUCUGCACGCUGGUCUUCUGCUAGUGCAGCUGUGUGGAGGGGAGCGCUGGUGGGGCCAGUUCCUCUCCAACGUCCUGCAAGAGCUGUACAACUCAGAGCAGCUGCUCAUCUUCCCCCAGGACAGGUGGGCUUUAUGAUACAUCUGAGGAACUAUCUCUAUCCACUAGUGAUGCGGGAAAAAAAUCGAUAGUUACAUAUCAGGAUAUUAUUUUUGACGAUGUAUCUUUUUGACAAUAUCGCAAUAUAAUUUUUGUGCUACUUUGCUGUACCUGCACAAAAACUCCAGUAUUUUUCCUUCAUAGCUUCUUCUCCAUCUGUCUUUAAAUAGGGAGCCGAUUUUGUUUUUUCAGCACUUUUAUUUCCAUGACUGAUCAAAACUCGUUUUCUCAUGGCUCUCUCUUGUCUGUCUGCAGCAGACAUUUGGUGAGCAAUAUGUUCACAGUGUCGAAUCCCAAUGCAUAUAGAAUCGUGAAAAUCGCAAUACGUAUCGGCACCUAAGUAUCGUCAUAAUAUCGUAUUGUGAGGUCCCUGGCAAUUCCCAGCCCUACAAUCCGCUGCACCCACACUGACAAACUGUAGCUCCUUGGACACAACACAAACUGACUACUGCCCAUUGAAAUUGGAUUCCAUAAAGAUAGGGGUUUGUUGUCACAUAAAGAUACUUAUGGGUUUGAAUGUAUCAGAAGCACCCACCCAGACAUAGCGAUUGUGUUUUACCAUGUUCCGGAGAUUGACCGUGUCCUCUGUGUCCUCCCUCAGAGUCUUUAUGCUCCUGUCCUGCAUCGGCCAAAGAUCCCUGAGCAACAGCGGCGUGCUGGAGGGGCUGCUCAACCUGCUGGACAGCUUGCUGUCCCCCCUACAGCAGCCCCGGGCGGCUACCCAGCGCAGGACUGAAGGUGGGCUAGCCGGAGGGUCCCUGGACUGGGGCUGGCAGCAAGGAUGGGGGGCUGGAGGGGUCCCUGGGCCCAGCACCAGCACCAGCACCGGCCUCCCGGGACCAUGGACUCAACCAGCAGCCUAUGAGUGUGUGUCUGUGUGUGCGGCAGGUGUGUUGGACGUCCCCAUGAUCAGCUGGGUGGUGAUGCUUGUGUCACGGCUGCUGGACUACGUGGCCAGCGUGGAGGAUGAGGCGUCUGCAGGCAAGAAGCACCAGGGAGGGAAGGAGAGGGAGCGCACCUUCACAGGUAGUGUAGUGUAGGCUAGUGCGGUGUAGCUCUCCGAUAAGAUCUGGUACUGAUGAUUUAUGAGGUCAAGAAAUCACAAAAGUGAUAAUAUUUCUUGUUUUGUCUACCAUAUUCACCUUUUUUUACUGUUACGCAUGUGGCUUUAAAAAAAUAAUAAUUAAGAAACAGCCUUGUAUGAGUGAUGUUAUAGGCUUAGGAGAGACCGUUAUCCUAUUACUCUUGGUUUUGAGUGGCUAUAAAAUUAAGUUAUUACAAUAUUUCUUCAGUUUUGAGAUCCAUUAAUCAUAUUAACAGGGUAAUGCAUAUUGAUUUGGAUCCCAAAACACAAGUUACUCCUUUUUCCAUCUCUCCAUGAACCUUUUUCAUGGACUUAUAAUAACGCCUCAUCUCCUCCAACAGCAUCAACCAAGCAACAGAACCAGACCGCCUGGGUCAGUCCGCAAACACGGUGCACCACAACAGAAUGUGUCCAAAUCCACAUCCGUCAUUUAACAGAGUGUGAUCUCCAUGUUUUUUCAUACCCUCCGAUCGUCCAAUAGGAUCCAGGGGGGAUAACCAAUGGGCAACUGGGAAAGAAAGACACCUUAGAAAUGACAGUAACGUGAAUCCCCCAGAAAAUCCGCAAACAAGUUGGUUUAAUAACUUAAUAUAAACACAAAUAAUCAAACUCUGAUGUAAGCAAUCCAGACAUAUUGGAGAAGGUCCGUCCAAAUUAAACAGAGAAAUGUAGAGUAAAAAGCACAGCUGUAGGAGUAAAGUCAAAUCCAUAACCCCAAAAACAGUAACUUUAAGUUUUUACUUAGUCUUACACACUGAGGUCCAAAUCCAACCAUGCUGUUAUUGGCACACAAACAGGUAAUGUGAUAAGCUGGUGCACAAACAGGAAAGUGAAAAUCCAACAACAAAAGCUUCAAACGCUGGUAAAGGCAUCCAGCUGAAAAGGCCAAAUCCAAAGUCAUUUUAAAAACUCAAAGGAAUUUGUUUUGACUAAUUCAAUCUGGAAAUGGAAUGAAUAAGUAUUAAGUAAUUCUAUUUCUAUGCUUUUUGUCAUGUUGGGAACACAUAUUAUAAAGUCAAAUAUCCUAAAAACUGCAUGUUUUGGGGUCAACUUUCAACAAGUUGCAACAGAUCUGCAUACACCUAUUUAGCAUAGCUUGUGAACCAAACACACUUACACAGGUUACAAGUAUGCUAGUUUCAAUAGAGAUAGAUUAAACCAUGUGUAUUAAUGGACUUCCACUGCCUGACAUUUGCCUCUCCAUCUCUCUUUCUCUCCAUCUCUCUCUUUGUCUCCCCCCAUCUCUCGCUCUGGCAGCACUUUAAGGACCUGAUCCGUCUGAGGCGGACAGCCGAGUGGCCCCGCUCCUCCCUGGACACGGAGACCACGGCCGCCAAGGAGCCCCCUGAGGUGGAGCCUCUGCCCUUCACCCUGGCCCAUGAGCGCUGCAUCUCCGUGGUGCAGAAACUGGCCCUCUUCCUCCUCUCCAUGGACUUCACCUGCCACGCAGACCUCCUGCUGUUCGUCUGCAAGGUAUGCACAGCCACAACUGAGUUCAGUUGAAUAGAGGGCACACUUGCUGCUACUACUACUAAUAAUAAUAAUGGCAAAGAUGGAUUUGGUUGGCUCUAAAUAAAUGGCUACUUAAAUAGAUAACUUUGUGACAAUCUAUGCUGUCACAUGGGCGGCAGGUAGCUUAGUGGUUAAGAGCGUUGUGCCAGUAACCGAAAGGUCGCUGGUUCUAAUCCCCUGAGCCGACUAGGUGAAAAAUCUGUCGUUGUGCCCUUGAGCAAGGCACUUAACCCUAAUUGCUCCUGUAAGUCGCUCUGGAUAAGAGCGUCUGCUAAAUGACUAAAAUGUAAAAUGUAAAUGUAACAUGUCUGAUUUGACUUUGCAGGUCUUGGCCAGGAUAACCAAUGCCACCAGGCCCACCAUCCACCUGUGUGAGGUGGUGUCGGAGCAUCAGCUGGAGCGUCUGCUGCUGCUGCUGGUGGGGACAGACUUCAACAGGGGGGACAUCUCCUGGGGAGGGGCCUGGGCCCAGUACUCCCUCACCUGCAUGCUGCAGGACAUCCUGGCAGGUAGGGGGUGCUGCUACAAUUCAAUUCACUGUUCAAUUCUCUCUUCGUUGAGGAACUCUGUUUUCCAGCAAAAGCUGGUAUUAAAGAGAACUAUAUAUUUGGGGAAUCCUUGCAUUGCUGGCAGUCUCUAGUCGUUUUGGUUUUUCCCAGCACUAACCUUGUCCUGUCCUGUCCCCUCUCCUCAGGGGAGUUGCUGUCCCCAGGGUCCCUGGAUGGUAUGGGUGAGGAGGCGGUGGGUGAGGAGGCAGGGGCAUCGUCGUCCUCAGCAGGGAUAGACUCUGAUGACUCCCUGGCCCAGCCCACGCCCAUCCCCCAGGUGGAGACCAUCGACGAGGCCCUGGCUCCGGAUAUUAUCGCAGGUACUCCUGGGACCUCCUCUGUUUUCCAAAGUGCGUUGGUAGGCCUGUCCUUGUCAACAUUUUACACAUGGACCCCCCUCACUGUAGAAUUAUGGAUGCAUUUGUGUUAAAUUGUUUGUAUUUUUUCCCCAUUUUAGCUAGCUGCAUGUUUACUUUAUUUUUUCAGUAUAAUAAGUUUAAUUCUGAAUGGACUGUUUGCCUUUUGGAGGGGGAGUUCAAACAGUGUAGCUUCAUUGCCUAUUAGAUAUCCAAAUGUUUUAAGGGGUAGUGGUUAUUUUCCUAAGACUAAGGGUAUUUCAUUUUUUUAUUUGUGCAAAAGCUGCACUACUUCAUGGUAGAAAUCCUGACUUGAGAUUUGGGUACUGAAUUCAAACUAUCACAAAUCUUCAUUCCCUAGACAUCAAAUGAUUUACACAAAAGCACAUAUUUUGUGCACUUAUACCAAGUCUGAAUGUUGGCCAAAGUUGUCAGAUUGCUGAUUUAUAGUGGGCAAACAUCCAUUGUUUGGACUCCCUCUCAACUGCAGAAAGAAAUGUUUGUAAGCCUUAAAAUUGCCUAGUAACUUCCUAAAACAAAGCCUCUGUGUGUUUGCUGGUUUUAGUGUGCUUGCUUGGCAAUAUUAAAGCUCUUUUCGUUAUCCAAAGGUGCUCCAUCUCUUUCAUCUUUGGAAAAAGAUCAAGACUUUGACUUACUACAAGACCUCAUGGAUGUUGAUAUUGAUCCUUUAGAUAUUGAUUUGGAAAAAGAUCCCCUCGCCGCCAAAGUCUUUAAGGUAUGUCAUUUGCUUGACUCACCUGUGUGUUCUAUUCCACUCCUCUCUUCAUGCUCUCUUGCAUUUCUAUUGAGUUCAGUAUUAACACAAUCAACUCUGGGGCUCAUAUGGAUUCAGGCCAAAAAAACAUGUUAGUACAUUAACUUAAAUGAACCCCACUGAUCAAUUAUGUAGCUAUACAAACUUCAAACCAUAGUGUUCAACCUCUUCUCGUAAUGCAUUUUUAAAUAAUGAUAUGUAAUACAAAGUUGUGCAGUCGUAUUGAAUCCCUCCCCAACACCACCUCCCUCUUAGCCCUGCACUUGAGUGUCAAAGCAAUUUUGUGUAUGUAGACCCAAUCAAUCAAAUUAGCAAACUUGGGAAAGUUUUUCUCUCUUCACUCUUACUUUUCUUUCUGAAAACUCCACCAUUGCAUGCAAAAGAAUGUAGUGUUAGUGUGCAUGGAAUAUUAUACAGGUACCUAGCAUCUGAGAAGAAUGACUGCAUUUGCGUUUCUCUUCUCGCUCUUCCUACAGCCUAUUAGCAGCACCUGGUAUGACUACUGGGGUGCUGACUAUGGUACAUACGGUUACAACCCCUACAUAGGGGGAGUAGGGAUUGCGGUGUCCAAGCCCCCGGUUGCUGCCGAAAAGCCGGGGUCUCAGAGUCUCUCUGUCUCCGUGUCACAAGGUAAGGGCCAUCCCAAACUUAGUCUCAGACAGGAUUCCACACUACUGCUUCUUUGUACUCUAGCAUGUUCCAUGCAUGUAAAGGAAUACAUUCCACCUUUAUAACCCUUACAUUUGACAUCUCCCUCAGCUCUGGACGCCCGCCUGGAGGUAGGGCUGGAGCAGCAGGCUGAGCUUAUGCUCAAGAUGAUGGCCACGCUGGAGGCCGACUCCAUCUUACAGGCGCUCACGUCAACAUCCCCCACAGGUAUAAACCUACCAAAAAAGUAUUUAUAGAUGUUUGGGAAUGUACACUUGAGUCUUGGGAAAAUAUUUCAAGCCUUGCGAAGCAUCAAAGAUGGCUGACCCUUGUCCCUUCUCUAUGUCCCUCUCUCCCCUCAGUGUCCCAGGCAUCCAAUGGGACGGAUGAUUCUCUGCUGCGGGGGCUCCGUGGGGGCUCCGCUCCAGGAAGCAACCUAAUGGUACAGCCCUCCUCCAUCCCCAUGCUGAGUGCCUGCUUCAACAAGCUCUUCUCCAUGCUCCAGGUGCACCACGUACAGGUCAGUCACCAACAGACGGUAUAGUCCAGGGUCUCUACUACUCCACAAGACUUGAAUGACUUGUUGCACAUCACUUUGUUUUAUACAUCCCUCUCCACAGUUUGGUAAUGAUGUGGCAGUAGAGGUAAUGUACCAUUCUCAAGAAUACGUUGGUUACCCUGGAUAAGUGGAUUUGUAGAUAAAGUACUCACAUGUGUUUCUGCCUUAGAUGGAGUCUCUGCUGCAGCUGUGGCUGACCCUCAGUCUCAACUCCUGCUCUGGGGGCACUGAGGAGAGUGGAUCGGAUAUUUUCAUGUUCAACGCCAGCAGAGUGCCCACCAUCCCACUCAACCAAGGUCAGAGGUCACCCUGUGUGUCUCUCCAUCCACUCCCUUCUCCGCUUAACUCUCAAACCAUUGGAUUUCUCUUGUGUGAAUCAUUCACUGUUUGGCUUUUCACAUGGGGAAGUGUACGUGUUUGUAUGUUAAACUCCUGUGUUUCCCUGCAGCCUCUAUCAACAGUUUCCUGUCAGUGCUAGCCUGGUACCCCAACACCUCCCUGAGGACCUGGUGUCUGGUGCUGCACUCCCUUACCCUCAUGACCAACAUGCCCUCCAGUGGUAAAUCCUAUGGUUUCACUCUCAAAACAGUGUCUGACAACUCUGACUGAUGUUUCCCAUUGAGGAUUGUGAAAUAGUAAAUGCAUGUUGAAGAUGCAGUGUAACCGAGGCCAAAGGACUUUCAAUAGUACUCCUUUUUAAUCAAGUGUGUUUUGGUCCUGUGUGUCUGUCAGCAGCCUCCACCAGUGGGAUGGGAGCUCAUGAGAGCACAGCCCAGCAGAUGGUGUCAGACCCUACGCUGGUGCACGUGCUCGUGCGCUUCCUGUCUGGGAGCAACCCCCAUGGCACCAGCCAGCACAGCUCCCAGGUCGGCCCCACCGCCACCCAAGCUAUGCAAGAGUUCCUCACCAGACUCCAGGUGCACCUCUCCUCCACCAACCCACAGAUGUUCAGCGAGUUCCUUCUCAAACUAAUGCACAUCCUGUCCACUGAGAGGUAGGUUGUCUACUCUAGAGAAUCAUCAAAAGCAGCUUUUGUUCCACCCCAGCACUUAAGACACGUAAUUCAAAUGAUAACUAAUCAUCGUCUUCAAUUUAUCUGUGUUAGAGCUGGGCUGGAACAAAAGCCAUCCUUUUGAAUUCAUCACAAAACAGUACAUUGAUUUGUUAGGAAGCACCAUCGUCAAUGAUCGCAUCUUUUCUCCUCCGCCCAUCCUUCAGAGGUCCGUUCCAGUCAGGCCAGGGUCCUCUGGACGCACAGGUCAAGCUGUUAGAGUUCACCCUGGAGCAGAACUUUGAGGUGGUGUCGGUGAGCACCAUCUCCUCUGUCAUUGAGUCCAUCACCUUCCUGGUGCACCACUACAUCACCUGCUCUGACAAGGUGGUGUCCCGCAGUGGCUCCGACAGCGCUGUGGGCGCCCGCGCCUGCUUCGGCGGCCUAUUCGCCAACAUCAUCCGGCCAGGUGACGCCAAGGCAGUGUGCGGUGAGACCACGCGUGACCAACUCAUGUUCGACUUGCUCAAGCUGGUCAACGCCCUGGUCCAGCUGCCGCUGUCGGGCGACCGCGAGUUCAGCGGGCGUCUGCCCCCGGCCGGCAGCGGGGCGUCGGACAGCAGCGUGUCGGACGAGGAGAAGGUGUGUGGCAGCAAGGAGGGGGCAGCGGGUGGGGCCACCCCUAACCAGGGCCCUGCGGCCGGAGUGGCUGACCUGGUGCUGGCCAACCAGCAGAUCAUGAGCCAGAUCCUCUCGGCUCUGGGUCAGUGCAACAGCAGCGCCAUGGCUAUGAUCAUAGGUAGGCUUCAUCCUCGCACGUCAACUUUUGUAAACUUUAUUUAGAAGGAUCCUGGAUUAGCAGAUAAAAUAUUCAUGUGCUUCUUAUUGAUAAUGCUUUACCUUCCUGUCUUUAGGUGCUAGUGGUCUCCACCUGACCAAGCAUGAGAAUUUCCAUGGAGGACUAGAUGCCAUCUCUGUAGGAGACGGCCUGUUCACCAUCCUCACCACCCUGAGCAAGAGAGCCACCUCGGUGCAGGUGAUGCUUCAGCCCAUCCUCACCUACAUGGCCUGUGGGUACAUGGGCAGACAGGUAAGACUGAGUUCAGCCCAUGACCAAACGGACAUCAUCUGUUUAGAGAUUUACUUGUUAAGAUUAAAGGAUUGAGAAAAAUAUAUUUGCUUUAAUAGUACUUCAGUUUAUUAGAUUUAUAAAUGUUCAACCCAUGGAUUCUGAAAGUUUUUCAAUCACAAGCAGUCUUUGUAUUUCUCCCAGGGCUCCCUGUCUACAUGCCAGCUGUCUGAGCCUCUGCUCUGGUUCAUCCUCCGAGUGCUGGACACCAGCGAGGCACUUAAGGCAUUCCACGACAUGGGUACACACACACACACACACACACACACACACACACACACACACACACACACACACACACACACACACCUACAUACAUACACGAUUGGGAAAUAUCCUAGUACUAGUAUACUGUACUGUCAAUUAGACAUAAUAGGUUGUUUGUAUUUGACCUGUGUGCAGGUGGGGUCCAGCUGAUAUGUAACAACAUGGUGACCAGCACACGGGCCAUAGUGAACACAGCACGCAGCAUGGUGUCCACCAUCAUGAAGUUUCUGGACACUGGCCCAGGGAAGGCUGCAGAUGGCAGCCUCAAGGCCCGGGUCCUAGCCGCCGAGCCUGACAACGCAGAGGGACUCCACAACUUUGCUCCGCUUGGUAUGUGGAGCUUCUCCUUUCGUGUUUAAUAGGUUCUGAAUGAUUGCAAGUUGUCUUUGUGUUUUCCCCUUUGACCUCUAUUUGUUGUAUAAUGGGAAUUGUUUCCUAUUUGUCCCUCUGCAGGCACCAUCACUUCCAGCAGCCCCACGGCCCAGCCGGCUGAGGUCCUCCUUCAGGCCACGCCCCCUCACAGACGGGCGCGCUCGGCUGCCUGGUCCUACAUCUUCCUGCCAGAGGAGGCGUGGUGUGACCUCACCAUCCACCUUCCUGCCGCUGUUCUGCUCAAAGAGCUGCACAUCCAGCCACACCUGGCCUCCCUCGCCAGUGAGUACUGCACCACAGCCCCUCUGGGGGACACUAGUGCAGACUAGUUGACUGAAUAGGAGACUGAAUUAAAUAUAAACAGUUCAGAGAAAUCUCUUGCAAAGCAAUAAACUUAGUUGUGUAAUUGAUAAUUUAAGGAAAACCAGCAGGACUGCAGCUCAGGUAUCAGCAACAGAGCUGUGCCACUCUGCUUUAGUGCCUUAAGGGCACACUGUCUACUUACCCCUUAAGCACAGAUUUCCUCAUGACUCACUUAUUUCACCCACUCAAAUAUUAACCUACCGCUGUCGACUGUAGUGCCAUUUUAAAUAUGCAAAACCUCACAUGGAUUUUUCAUGCUUCUAUCAAACACAACACACCAUUGUGCCAGACAGUACCAGUUGGAGAAGUUGAACAUAUUCCACCAUCUAUUAUCGCUACCCCUGACAAAGUCCCUUUGUCCUCUCCCCAGCCUGCCCCUCCUCAGUCUCGGUUGAGAUCAGUGCAGAUGGGGUCAACAUGCUGCCUCUGUCCACGCCCAUCAUCACCAGCGGCCUCACCUACAUCAAGAUCCAACUGGUGAAGGCUGAGGUGGCGUCCGCUGUGUGUCUGAGGCUGCACCGGCCCCGUGACGCCAGCACCCUGGGCCUGUCCCAGAUCAAACUGCUUGGCCUCACUGCCUUUGGAAACACGUCCUCAGCCACGGUCAACAACCCCUUCCUGCCCUCUGAGGACCAGGUCUCUAAAACCAGGUACAGACAUACUUGCCCUUACAGGAACUUCUGUUAAAUGUUACUUGAGCGUAAAAAACAAAAAAACACUAGUGCCACAGCAAAUCUCUCUACCUGACCUUGCCCUCUUUCUCUCAUAGUAUUGGCUGGCUACGUCUGCUCCACCACUGUCUGACCCACGUCAGUGACCUGGAGGCCAUGAUGGCCAGCGCCGCUGCCCCCACCGCCAACCUGCUUCAGACCUGCGCCGCCCUGCUCAUGUCCCCCUACUGCGGCAUGCACUCACCUAACAUCGAAGCCGUGCUGGUCAAGAUCGGCCUGCAGUCCACCCGCAUCGGCCUCAAGCUCAUCGACAUCCUGCUGAGGAACUGUGCAGCUUCCGGCACCGACCCUACCAGUAUGUAGCCUCCACAUGAAUAAAACGCUCAUUGAUCACAUGGUAAUUUGUGCAAUUAUACAUAAAUUAAACACAUCUUGUCCUUCAGGUCUGUAUGUCAAGGCACUAUCAUUUGAGUAUCUUAUAUAUGGAUAUCAAUGGCUAUUUUGUGAUUUCUCUGUCGUUUAGACCUGAACAGUCCCCUGCUCUUUGGAAGGCUCAACGGUCUCUCUUCAGACUCCACCAUUGACAUCAUCUACCAACUGGGAACCACACAAGAUCCUGGGACUAAGGACCGGUAAAGACCACUUAACAUCUACUGAUGUAGUGUUGAGCCUAGUACUGCUGGAUCUAUGUAAUCUGGGUCUGUGAAAGCGGCUCUUGAUAUGUUAAUAUUGACCAUGUAAUCCCUGUCUCUCCCUCCAGGAUCCAGGCCCUUCUCCAGUGGGUCCAUGACUCGUCGCUGGUGGCGGCCCACAAGAGGAGCGGCCCCUUGGGCUACAUGCGCCAGAGCAGCUCCUCAUCACGGGAGUAUGGCCUCGUCAUGCCCUCCCCUUCCCACCUCCACUGUGUGGCAGCCAUCUUGUGGCACAGCUACGAGCUGCCCGUGGACUACGACCUCCCAGUGCUGCUCAACAGAGAGCUCUUUGAGUAAGUGUUAAGGGCCUUUCACACCAAGCACGAUAACUGGAACGAUAAAAAACGGGUGCAUUCACACAAAAAAUCAAGAGUGGAGAACGAUAAUGAGAGCUAUGGUUUGGAUCACUUUUAGAGCGUUUAGUAUUUUUGGUCCCUCCGAUAACACAUUGACAACCAAUACAAAAUGUGUUCUAUUGAAGCGUUCUUGGUUCUAGGUACAGGAGGCUGCUUGGAGAGAAGGCAGCGUGCACAGUAAGCUUGCCUGAAUAAUUGGGCAUGUGUGAACGUAUUGGUGGCCACAUUAAUUAUAGGACGACUUGGGAGUGAUGAUCCUCGACAAAUAGAGCAUGAGAAGGCCAUAUUUUCCGAUGGUAGGCCUGUCUUUGUACCUUGCUAAUAUACCUUUCUGCACCUAGUAAACUUAAUAGACCUAUUUACUGAUCCAAAUGGUUGCAUAAUCAGGCCUAGGCUGUAUGCAGUUAUUUUGGCAUGAACCAUUCAAAGCAGGACGUUUGAGCGGUUAUUCAAAUCAGUCUACAUCACUGCAGUUUACAGCCCUAGACAAUAAUUGUGUACUCACUUGAUAACAAUAAUACACUCCUCAUUGCACUGUGUUGUAGCUUAGGUAUAAUAAUUAUAUUGUCUAAAAACGUAGGCCUAAUCAAUGUCCGGGACUGCAGAGCGCAUCAGCCUGGAGGAACGCACAGACCUGCCAUUUCAUAAUCUGUAUUUUUUAUUUAUUUUUUUGAAAGGUAAAAUAUUUAUAGCCCUACUAUUUAGCUAAUUAAUGGCCUAAUAUCUAGCUAAUAUUUAGCUUCUUACUUCGGCUACACAUCUCUAGCCUGUCUCUUCCAGCUGUUCCCGUGUGCAAUAGGCUAGGUUAUGCAAGCCUCUCCGCUAUUCCUCUUCAUGUGAAAUCGCAGGAAAAGCUAUAGGCUACAAAAGCUAUAGGACAUUUAUUUUAGCAUCUUUUAUACUAGGCCUAAAAGCCUUUUUUCGUGGAGAGAAACAGGCUUGCUCUUGCUAAAUGUAAAAUGGGCCAAAAUGAGCUGUUGCACAGGACAAACAGAGAUGAGAACACUGAAAAAGAUCCAAACAAAUUGACAAUCAUUCGAAAAAUGGAAAUCACUUGAGCAACGAGGCAAGCAAUGUAAAAGAUGCGCAGGCAAAAUAGUGUUUGUUGAAUUGCUACAUUUAAAUGAGUUUCUAUAUUUUUCAUUACACGUUCAUUGAAGUAUUAUUUGCAGUUGUCACUAUGACAAAUCACCCUGAGGUACUGAAUGUUCUUGUCACCGCGUUAAUAGGCAGCGUGCAGUAGGAUACAGUGAUCAGUUGAUUGACGGGUGUACAGCAGAACGAGAAACGGUCCACUGGUGUGGAUGCUCGCCAACGUUUGUAGUUAUGUAUAAUUUAUCAUUAUAGUUAUCGCCCUUGGUGUGAAUGGCCCUAUAUCCUGUCAGAAAAAGAAAACAGUUCUGUCCUUUACGCUCCAUAGCGCACCAACUGGGAUUUUGUGCUCUUUAUUUAGUCAUCAAAGGCUAAGCAGAGCUCAUGCUUUGAGCCAUCAGUGUUUGUAGAACAUCUCGUUUUUUUGUGGCCUGGGGAGAAUAAAUCUCCCUGAUGUUUCCAAGCUAGAUUCAUUCUAAAGGUUCUCCCAUCCCCCUCUUGUUACUGUAUGUCUUACACACAUCCUUGCAGACAUUUCUACUCUGUACACACAGUUUUAAAAAAAACACAAUGCCAACCUUUGGCUCCUUUCAUCUCUAAAACUACAUAUACAGACGAAUGAAAAAAGUGAAAAGAUUCAGAAGGAUUAUUAUGAAGGUUUUGGAUCUAGUGAUUUUAGCGGGAACGAUGUCAGUCGUUGGUGCUUUCUUUGUUUAUCUGAUUGUCCCCUUCUCUCCUGUAGACUGCUGUAUAACUGGUCCAUGUCCCUGCCGUGUAACAUGGUGCUGAAGAAGGCAGUAGACAGCCUGCUCUGCUCCAUGUGCCACAUCCACCCCAGCUACUUCUCUCUGCUCAUGUCCUGGAUGGGCAUCGUGGCCCCGCCCACCGCCGCCCAAUCUCAGGCCCAGCACCGCCUCUCCAUGACGGACGACGGAAAGAAGCAGCACGACCUCAGCAGCGCCAAUGCUAACGCCACCACCAGUGCCGCUGCCACCGGCCUCACCGAUGACUCCAAGCAUGCGCGGCCGCCCAUCGCCCUUUCCGAGUCUGAACUGGCCACUCUGGCUGCGGCCUCCCAGUCACCCGGGGCAAUAGAACAGCUGCUGGACUCAGGCCUGCCCUCUCUGCUGGUCCGCAGCCUGGCCGGACUCUGCUGUGGCCUCCUGGCUGCCGCUGACCUGCCCCUGCCUGCCACCGCCCAGGCUGAACGACGGCAACACCAUCACAACCACCACCCCCACUGCUCCUCCUCCUCUUCUUCAUCCUCCUCUUCCUCUCAGAGCAGGGUCCCCCUGUCUGCAGAGCUGGCAGCCCCAGUGCUGCGUUUCCUCACAGAGGUGGGGAACAGUCAUGCCAUGAAGGACUGGCUUGGUGGGCCGGAAGUGAACUCGCUGUGGACCGCUCUGCUGUUCCUGCUGUGCCACUCCAGCGCUAGCGCAGGGGGAGCCAGUGGUGUCCAGGGGCACACGGGAGCCCACUCUGCUGCCUCCGGUGGUGCGUGCUGCCCCCCUCCUCCACCGCCACCCCUGCCCUCUGGGUCACGCUACUCUCUAGCCUCCUCGGCCCGGGGCAGCGGGCUCACCACCCAGCAGAGGACGGCCAUCGAGAACGCCACAGUGGCCUUCUUCCUGCAGUGCAUCUCCUGCCACCCCAACAACCAGCGGCUCAUGGCACAGGUCUGGUGGAAUGCAUUGACUACACACAUUUCCACUUGACCAACAGUGUCUGUGAUGGUUUACUAACAUGUGUGUUUAUGGUGGUCUCUCCCUCUCCGUAGGUGCUGUGUGAGCUCUUCCAGUUGGCCCCCCAGCGUGGAAAUGUGCCCAUCUCUGGCAACAUCUCUGGCUUCAUCCGCAGGCUCUUCCUGCAACUCAUGCUGGAGGACGAGAAGGUCACAGUCUUCCUGCAGUCGCCCUGUCCGGUGGGUAUCAAGUUUUCGUAGGCUCUGAUCUCGGAUCAGCUCUCCAUACCCUCAAUCCUAAACUUAACCAUAAGGUGGGAAAAUGUCAAACUGACCUUAGAUCAGAGUCUUGGAGCAAUUUAAUUAUCCUACCUAUUGACUUGCAUUGGAAAGGAAUAAUGCUAUGAUGUGAUAUCCCCAGGUGGCCACAAGGGGCAAGCCCAGCGGUACAGACAAUCCCUCCUCACUCAAGGCUUUCCUCAGACUGAUGCUUGUCGGGGAAACGGCACCGCACCUCAGUCACAUCAAUGCUCCAUAUUUCACCCUCCUCAAUGAUCAGUUGUAAUGAGUGGAGUUUAGAGAGCAGUCACGGUGGGGGGGGGGGGGAGAAAGGGGUUUCAAUUGUCUAAAGCUAAUUUAAUUUUAACCUCCUACCUCUCGUUGUCCUCUGUUCUGCCCCAUCUCCUUUUUGAUGAAGUGUGAACAGUGUCAGGGAAGGGUGAGGGUCAUUCCAUGGACAAGGUGAAGGAUGACUGUUGUGCAUGGCAUGCCGAGAGGUUUCUGAUUAUGCACGACGACAAACCUACAUCUAACUUAGAGGAGGUCAUUUGUGUGCUAAAUUACACAAGGCAUCCUGGGAAUGACAUCAGUGAAGGUUAAUCAUGUAUGAUCAGUAGGUGAUUAAUAGCAGGGUGGGUCUACAUGCUAAUGUGUUUACCCAUUAGGUAAUGUCAGACAGUCCACUUUGUCUUGCCUUUACCCCCAAAUGUUUUUACUUACCGGUACAUCAGGCUUUUUCAGAUCUGCGGAAAGUUAAUGACGUACUCCAUACAACAUUUUGAUCUCAUCAGCAUUGAAAUUAUGACGUCAUUUGAUCUGUGAUAUUUAAGGAAGGAUCACUACAUUUCUCCCUAAUCUGCAUCUCACUGGAGGGAACUUGACAUUUUGAUUUGCUGUCAAUCAAAAAAAGGGUAGACUUUAUUAUGCUAGCUGCCAUACCAAGAUAUGGAUUCUUGAUCAUUGUUGUUCCUAUGAGAAGUGUAUCAGACUUGCCUAAAAGCCAAGGUGCAUGUUUCAAACAGCCUUUUAUAUUACAUCAUCCUAAUGGCUUCUCCUUCCAGGCUAGUGUCUGUGGUGUAGUGAGUUGUGUCAGGAAUGUGUACUGUGGGGACUGAAUGAGUGGGCUGAGGUUGUGUUUGGAGCUGCAGUGAGUUGUCCAAUGACCCUCAGUAGCUGAGCCGUGCUCUGGCAACACCAUGCCUGUCGCCUGUAGGUCUCGGAAAGCAAUAGAUGUCGCCUGGGAUGUUGUGGACAUGUAACAUUCAUGCUGAAUAAGAAGCCUUGUCAACUUCAAUAAAGGCAGAGGCAGGAGUGACAGAGUGGGAGGUCUUUAGCCAAGGCCGGCCUCAUUCGCUCUUAAUGUGGCCCUGCAUAGUGCUUCCAUAACUUGCGUCUCUCACUCGUAGUCAUGAUCAUUCAUAACAUUGGUAGUAGUGGUAUUAUGUACUUGGUCUGUCCUAAUACUUUCUCAUCUAUCUUCAGCUGUACAAGGGACGCAUCAACGCUACCAGCCAUGUGAUCCAGCACCCCAUGUACGGAGCAGGGCACAAGUACCGCACACUCCACCUCCCCAUCUCCACCACCCUGGCUGAAGUCCUGGACCGGGUGUCUGGUAUGUCUGCUGCCCCUACACAACCGUCACUAUUGAUGGGGACGGAGUUAUGUAAGAAGCACUGAAUCCAAUUUUUCUUUGUGCUCUAUUAAAUAACUGUUCCAUUUCCUAAAAUAGACAUUGUGACAGUCUCUCUAUAAACUAACCUGGCCUGUCCCCUUCUCCUUAGGGGGAUGGUGUCCACACUUAUAAUCUCAGGAAGCAUAUAUGCUAUGUCCAUUCAUUUGACAAGCAUUUCGCUGCACUGGUAAUAAUAUCUGCAAAUCUGUGUACGCGACCAAUAAACUUUUUGAUUUGAUUUGUGAUGAACAGCAGUUGAAGUGUGUUACGCAACAUCGAUGGGGAAUUACUUUAAAAAUUCUCCUUAUAGCCCCAUCAUCAACCACCUCAAUAUUAUGUGGCCUUCAGAUAAAGUGGAGCAGAGUGUCCAGUGCCACUCGGACAAACCCUCCUCCCACAGCCACAGACACACGGGAUCUAAAUGGGGGGGAAACCCAUUCUCCCUACGCUGCUCAUCAUUCAAGCAUUUUAUCCCCUCUCACUGGGUCCUUACAUUUGUGAAAAGGCAGACAUAUUUGAAGUUAAUGCACCUUUUCAGCACCUCGCACAUUGUCGGACACACACACAAAUGCAUGGAGAAAACACACGCACGCUCUCAAACACGAUAACUCGCGCGCACACACACAUAAUCUCCCUGGGCAUAAACAUUGACCUUUUCAGGCGACUGCUGCGUCCACUCACAGCUUCUCAUUAGCAUGAGUACGGAAGAAUGUCCCGCCAUAUUAGCGUUCCAGCAGGUGGAGAUAGCGCUCUGAUUUAAUGGCUACGAAGUUCAUCAGCUGGUGGUAACUGCGUUCAUAGAGAACAUCAGUACAAACUUUCACUCAACCUCCGUCCACAAGCCUAACAUAGUGGCAGUUAAAUGACACACCCUCGUGCCCCAUUCUUUAACCCUGCUGGUCAACUCUAUGAUUGAAAUUGCCCUGCGUGCGCUGCUGCACAGAUUUUUUUGUAUUUAUUUUGUGUUGGCCUUUACUAGAAGCCCCAGAGUUUGUAAGAAGCACCGAAUCCAAUGUUUCCUUGUGCUCUGUUAAAUAACCCCUCUCUAUUUCCUAAAAUAGUCGUUGGGCCCAGUCUCUCUAUAAACUGACCCGGCCUGUCCCCUUCUCCUUAGGGGGACGAUGUCCAUACCUAUAAUCUCAGGGUGCAAAUAGGCUAUGUCCAUUCUAGAUUAGAAAAGCCCUCUAAAAACAUGCACCCCCUUCAAAACAUGAUCGAACAGUAAUAUAUACCCAGAUGGGAGAAUUGUUCAAUUUAAGGCUUUAUCUGGUUGUCAAUGUUUAUUUUUUUGUUUAUAAAAUAAAUAAAUAUUUAACCUUUAUUUAACCAGGUAGGCCAGUUGAGAACAAGUUCUCAUUUACAACUGCGACCUGGCCAAGAUAAAGCAAAGCAGUGCGAUUAAAAACAACAACACAGAGUUACAUAUGGAAUAAACAAAACGUACAGUCAAUAACACAAUAGAAAAUCUAUAUACAGUGUGUGCAAAUGUAGUAAGUUAUGGAGGUAAGGCGGCAAUAAAUAGGCCAUAGUGCAAAAUAAUUACAAUUUAGUAUUAACACUGGAGUGAUAGAUGUGCAGAAGAUGAUGUGCAAAUAGAGAUACUGGGGUGCAAAUGAGCAAAAUAAAUAACAAUAUAAAUAACAAUAUGGGGAUGAGGUAGUUGGGUGGGCUAAUUACAGAUGGGCUGUGUACAGGUGCAGUGAUCGGUAAGCUGCUCUGACAACUGAUGCUUAAAGUUAGUGAGGGAGAUAAGUGUCUCCAGCUUCAGAGAUUUUUGCAGUUUGUUCCAGUCAUUUGCAACAGAGAAACUGGAAGGAAUGGCAGCCAAAGGAGGUGUUGGCUUUGGGGAUGACUAGUGAGAUAUACCUGCUGGAACGCAGACUACGGGUGGGUGUUGCUAUGGUGACCAAUGAGAUAAGAUAAGGCAGGGAUUUGCCUAGAAGUGAUUUUAUAGAUGACCUGGAGCCAGUGGGUUUGGCGACGAAUAUGUAGUGAGGGCCAGCCAACGAGAGCGUACAGGUCACAAUGGUGGGUAGUAUAUGGGGCUUUGGUGACAAAACGGAUGGCACUGUGAUAGACUACAUCCAAUUUGCUGAGUAGAGUGUUGGAAGCUAUUUUGUAAAUGACAUCGCCGAAGUCAAGGAUCGGUAGGAUAGUCAAUUUUACGAGGGCAUGAGUGAAGGAGGCUUUGUUGCGAAAUAGGAAGCCAAUUCUAGAUUUAACUUUGGAUUGGAGAUGCUUAAUGUGAGUCUGGAAGGAGAGUUUACGGUCUAACCAGACACCUAGGUAUUUGUAAUUGUCCACAUAUUCUAAGUCAGACCCGCCGAGAGUAGUGAUUCUAGUCGGGCGGGCGGGUGCAAGCAGCGUUCGAUUGAAGAGCAUGCAUUUAGUUUUACUAGCGUUUAAGAGCAGUUGGAGACCACAGAAGGAGUGUUGUAUGGCAUUGAAGCUUGUUUGGAGGUUUGUUAACACAGUGUCCAAUGAAGGCCAGAUGUAUACAAAAUGGUGUCGUCUGCGUUAUGGUGGAUCUGAGAGUCACCAGCAGCAAGAGCGACAUCAUUGAUAUACACAGAGAAUAGAGUCGGCCCGAGAAUUGAACCCUGUGGCACCCCCAUAGAGACUGCCAGAGGUCCAGACAACAGGCCCUCCGAUUUGACACAUUGAACUCUAUCUGAAAAGUAGUUGGUGAACCAGGCGAGGCAGUCAUUUGAGAAACCAAGGCUAUUUAGUCUGCCAAUUAGAAUGCGGUGAUUGACAGAGUCAAAAGCCUUGGCCAGGUCGAUGAAGACGGCUGCACAGUACUGUCUUUUAUCGAUCGUGGUUAUUAUAUCGUUUAGGACCUUGAGCGUGGCUGAGGUGCACCCAUGACCAGCUCGGAAACUAGAUUGCAUAGCGGAGAAGGUACGGUGGGAUUCAAAACGGUCGGUGAUCUGUUUGUUAACUUGGCUUUCAAAUACUUUCAAAAGGCAGGGCAGGAUGGAUAUAGGUCUGUAACAGUUUGGAUCUAGUGUCACCCCCUUUGAAGAGGGGGAUGAACGCGGCAGCUUUCCAAUCUCUGGGGAUCUCAGACGAUACGAAAGAGAGGUUGAACAGGCUAGUAAUAGGGGUUGAGACAAUUUCGGCGGCUAAUUUUAGAAAGAAAGGGUCCAGAUUGUCUAGCCCAGAUGAUUUGUAGGGGUCCAGAUUUUGCAGCUCUUUCCGGACAUCAGCUAUCUGAAAUUGGGUGAAGGAGAAGCGGGGGGGGGGCAUGGGCAAGUUGCAGCGGAGGGUGCAGAGCUGGUGGCCGGGGUAGGGGUAGCCAGGUGGAAAUUAUGGCCAGCCAUAGCAAAAUGCUUAUUGAAAUUCUCGAUUAUCGGUGGUGACAGUGUUUCCUAGCCUCAGUGCAGUGGGUAGCUGGGAAGAGGUGCUCUUAUUCUCCAUGGACUUUACAGUGUCCCAAAACUUUUUGGAGUUAGUGCUACAGGAUGCAAAUUUCUGUUUGAAAAAGCUAGCCUUUGCUUUCCUAACUGAUUGUGUAUAUUGGUUCGUGACUUACCUGAAAAGUUGCAUAUCGCGGCGGCUGUUCAAUGGUAAUGCAGUACGCCACAGGAUGUUUUUGUGCUGGUCAAGGGCAGUCAAGUCUGCGGUUAAUUUUUUGAAUGGGGCAUGCUUAUUUAAGAUGGAGAGAAAAGCACUUUUGAAGACCAUCCAGGCAUCCUCUACUGACGGUAGGAGGUCAAUAUCCAUCCAGGAUACCCGGGCCAGGUCAAUUAGAAAGGCCUGCUCGCUGAAGUGUUUUAGGGAGUGUUUGACAGUGAUGAGGGGUGGUCAUUUGACCGCGGACCCAUUACGGAUGCAGGCAAUGAGGCAGUGAUCGCUGAGAUCCUGGUUGAAGACAGCGGAGGUGUAUUUAGAGGGAAAAUUAGUCAGGAUGAUAUCUAUGAGGGUGCCCAUGUUUACGGAUUUAGGGUUGUACCUGGUAGGUUCCUUGAUAAUUUGUGUUAGAUUGAGGGCAUCUAGUUUAGAUUGUAGGACGGCCGGGGUGUUAAGCAUAUCCCAGUUUAGGUCACCAAGCAGUACGAACUCUGAGGAUAGCAAUUCACAUAUGGUGUCCAGGGCACAACUGGGGGCUGAGGGCAAGCGCCAACAGUGAGACUUAUUUCUGGAAAGGUGGAUUUUUAGAAUGUCAAGAGUGUGGUGGUGGGCUCCAGCUUUGUGACAGCAUGGCACAGUUAGCUGUGUGGCUAUGAUAAAUUGCUCUCCUCUUGGAACCUUGAGAACACCAGAUGGAGGCCUGAUACAACAGGGCUUUAUGAGGCUCUACCCAGUGAGGUAGUGGCAGGCUCUGUUAAUGAUACAGCACAGCAGAGACUGCUACAUACAGCUAGCGCUAGCCAGGGGUCUUUUAAAGGAGCCUGUGUUAGUGGCCCUUGGAAUUGCUAAUAGCAGAUGAUCUGCCAUCAAGCCCAUCUUAUCUGAACUCUCAGGGAAUGGAGGACUGAGAUGGGCUAGAUAUCUCUUGUUGAUUGCGUUGCCUUGUUUGCGCGUACGUUAGGGUUGAUGUCAAUACUUCUGUGCACAUGACCAGUUGGCCAGUGGCAUCUACUCUUUCACAUAAGUGGCUUGUUACCGAAGGGUGGCUUGUUACCGAAGGUUGGCUCUAACGUGGCCCGUCUCUCUCCCUCCCUCUUUCAGACACCCCCAGCAUCACAGCAAAGCUGAUCAACGAGCAGAAGGAGGACAAGGAGAAGAAGAAUCAAGAGGAGAAAGAGAAGAUGAAGACCGACAGUGGUUUCCAGGACAACUACAGCGUUGUCGUGGCCUCAGGUACGUUUGGCCCUCUCCGAUCUGUCAGCCUAUCAUGGCGGGCCACCGCAUCCCUUCCCUCCCACGCUUGCCAAUCAUUGUGGCUUAGCAUUAAUUUAUUUAUUCUAUAGCACCAAUUAGAGGGCAGGAAUUGUUUGGCUGGUAGCUGGGCUUCCAGCCCUAUGUUGAGCUACUGCACCGAAUGUAAAUGAUUGGUCUCUUUGUAUAUGGAAAUAAGCCCUUGAAUAAAAAAUUAUGAUUUUUACAGAUGCUCAUGUAAAUGGACAAAUGGCUAAAUAUCCCAAUUUUAUCUUAAAUCAAUUAAGUGUUUAUCUUGAAAUAUUGAAAGCACUAGACAGAAGAACCUCUGGAAUCACAUUCACUAGGAUGUAAAAGUGCCAUUUUACGUGAUAAAAUGACCCGUGUGUUUCCCUCUCAGGCUUGAAGUCCCAGUCGAAGAGAGCUCUUUCCACCCCUCCCCGUCCCCCUUCGCGGAGGGGCCGUGUGAUGAGCGACAAGCUGACAUCCUCCUCAGGUGUGGACCCCUCUGCCAAAACGCUCAGCGUGCCUGUCUUCCACCUCUACCACAAGCUGCUCCCAGGUACUGUACACACACACAGGGUUGUCAGCUCCCCUCCUUCCAGCACCCCCCCUCUGCCAAGGGAAGCCUAUUGAUCCGACCUGUUUAAUGAAGCAGUGACCUCAGUCAAUUCAUUGAGCCAGUGUGGCUGAGUGUCCUUUGGCUCGUUCUAGUGUGUAUUGCUGUGACCCUGGGGUGUCAAGGUAAAUGUUAAUUUAGCUUUUGAUACUUUAGACAUUGUGUCAAUACUGAAAAUCACAGCCAUCAAGAUCCAAGUAUUAACUAACUCUGGGAAGAUGAGCAAAAACAUGAUCAGACCUGGGUUUGCAAAGAUACAAAUGUACUAGGCGCAAAAGCAGCACUCCAUCCAUGAUGUCUUGUCUUCACAUGUAGUCAUUGUUAUCUAGGUCACUAGCCUUUAUGUCAUGUAGCUGUCAUGUAUUUCCUGACCCUCUGGGCCUGGUAGUGUGACCGGAGAGUGACCGCAAGGCUUUGGUUCGUCACUGAACACUGUGUCUCAUCCCUCCACCCCCCUCAGGUCAGCCCCUGCCGGCAGAGAUGACACUGGCCCAGCUGUUGACCCUGCUUUACGACCGUAAGCUGCCCCAGGGCUACCGCUCCAUCGACUUGACUGUUAAGCUGGGCUCCAAGGUCAUCGCCGACCCAGGCCUUUCCAAGACGGACUCCUUCAAACGGCUCCGCUCAGAGAAAGGUAUGUCAGAGCACGCACGUACAUACAAGCGCAUACUUGCAUUCAGACAUAAGCGCGUGCGCACACACACACACACAACCACACACUCCUUCUACCUCCCUCUGCGUCUGUCACUUUUCUUCUUGCUCUGUAGUUAGUGUGUACAGUCGUAGUCAAAGGUUUUGAGAAUGACACACGUAUUGGUCUUCACAAAGUUUGCUGCUUCAGUGUUUUUAGAUAUUUUUGUCAGAUGUUACUAUGGUAUACUGAAGUAUAAUUACAAGCAUUCCAUAAGUGUCAAAGGCUUUUAUUGACAAUUGCAUUACGUUUAUGCAAAGAGUCAAUAUUUGCAUUGUUGACCCUUCUUUUACAAGACCUCUGCAAUCCGCCAUGGCAUGCUGUCAAUUAACUUCUGGGCCACAUCCUGACUGAUGGCAGCCCAUUCUUGCAUAAUCAAUGCUUGGAGUUUGUUAGAAUUUGUGGAUUUUUGUUUGUCCACCCGCCUCUUGAGGAUUGACCACAAGUUCUCAAUGGGAUUAAGGUCUGGGGAGUUUCCGGACCCAAAAUGUUGACGUUUUGUUCCCCGAGCCACUUAGUUAUCACUUUUGCCUUAUGGCAAGGUGCUCCAUCAUGCUGGAAAAGGCAUUGUUCGUCACCAAACUGUUCGUGGAUGGUUGGGAGAAGUUGCUCUCGGAGGAUGUGUUGGUACCAUUCUUUAUUCAUGGCUGUGUUCUUAGGCAAAAUUGUGAGUGAGCCCACUCCCUUGGCUGAAAAGCAACCCCACACAUGAAUGGUCUCAGGAUGCUUUACUGUUGGCAUGACACAGGACUGAUGGUAGCGCUCACCUUGUCUUCUCCGGACAAGCUUUUUUCCGGAUGCCCCAAACAAUCGGAAAGGGGAUUCAUCAAAGAAAAUGACUUUACCCCAGUCCUCAGCAGUCCAAUCCCUAUACCUUUUGCAGAAUAUCAGUCUGUCCCUGAUGUUUUUCCUGGAGAUAAGUGGCUUCCUCGCUGCCCUUCUUGACACCAGGCCAUCCUCCAAAAGUCUUCGCCUCACUGUGCGUGCAGAUGCACUCACACCUGCCUGCUGCCAUUCCUGAGCAAGCUCUGCACUGGUGGUGCCCCGAUCCCGCAGCUGAAUCAACUUUAGGAGACGGUCCUGGCGCUUGCUGGACUUUCUUGGGCGCACUGAAGCAUUCUUCACAACAAUCGAACCUCUCUCCUUGAAGAUCUUGAUGAUCCGAUAAAUGGUUGAUUUAGGUGCAAUCUUACUAGCAGCAAUAUCCUUGCCUGUGAAGCCCUUUUUGUGCAAAGCAAUGAUGUCGGCACAUGUUUCCUUGCAGGUAACCAUGGUUAACAGAGGAAGAACAAUGAUUUCAAGCACCACCCUACUUUUAAAGCUUCCAGUCUGUUAUUCUAACUCAAUCAGCAUGACAGAGUGAUCUCCAGCCUUGUCCUCGUCAACACUCUCACCUGUGUUAACGAGAGAAUCACUGACCUGAUGUCAGCUGGUCCUUUUAUGGCAGGGCUGAAAUGCAGUGGAAAUAUUUUGGGGGGAUUAAGUUCAUUUUCAUGACAUUGAGGGACUUUGCAAUUAAUUGCAAUUCAUCUGAUCACUCUUCAUAACAUUCUGGAGUAUAUGCAAAUUACCAUCAUAAAAACUGAGGCAGCAGUUAAUAACAAAUUCUUAUUUACAAUGACGGCCUACAUUGUAAAAUGUAUAUUGGGAAAAUUAAUAUUUGUGUCAUUCUCAAAACUUUUGACCACGACUGUACAGUGAGCCCCGACCGUCUCUCUCCACGCGUUCCCUGACAGCCCAUUCCACAGAGGGAUUAAUGGCUCUCCCCCUUCACUGCAAUCCAUUUCUCUGUCUGAGCGCUGGGCCUCUGUCUCCUGAGAUGUCGUCAGGUGCCAUUACCAGUCUCUGGAACGGGUGGCCCAGUGUGCGAUGCAUACUCACUCUGCUGUUUUUCACUGUGUUGAGUAAUGGGGCUAAGGGAGCAAAUGUGUAUCCAGUUCUACAAUGAUGCUGUACACUAGUUGCGUCCAACUCAUUUUGCACCUGGGGCAGCAUUCGGUCUUCAACGAGGUCUGGAGGGCCGCACUGAAAGUUGGUUAUAUUUCCUUGCAGUCAAAAUGUGCUAAAAAUAGUCCUCUAUCACUUUCUAUGCUACCCGGCUGUUUAGCUUUCAUUGAGGUGAUUUUAUUAGGGCACUGGACAGUCAAGCUAUGAAUUGAGGUCCAUUAUCAUUUCUACACAAUUUUGAUUUGGUGGAGUCAUUUUAACGUAUAUUGAGUUUGUUUGGCCUGCCGGCCGUAUGUUUGGCACCCCUGCUGUACGCCUUCUCUCGCUCUUGGGCCGGGGUUUACUUUAGAUAGAAAGCUAUUAUUUUAUGAUCAUAAAUUGACUUCACUGUAAGAGAAAGAUGGAAAUGUGCGCUGUACGUCAAAUGAUUCAGAUCCAACCAGGGAAUCUGAGCUUGGACGAGGGAAUGGAGGCUUGAAAAUGGCAUGGGUGCAUCUUAAUGCCUUUAGCUGUAGUAAGUACAGGCCUGUGCCUUCAGUCUUUUUCCAUCAAGUCCCAUUUUAAUGUAAUGGGGUUAUUUUGGUCCCCCCUUGCAUCACCUAUUACCUGGUAUUCCUGCUUCGAAAGAAAAACUCUGCAUGAAAGCUCCCAGUGCGACCUGACCACCCAAUCAGAUUCCACCCUAUACUUUUCAAGCCCUGCUUGUUCCCAAAGCUGUUUUAGCCUUAAACGUUGGGGAAACCUUUAUACAAGAUUCACGUCCUCUAUAAAUCUCACUAUAACAUCUAUAAAAGAUUCAUGUCUGAUAUAGAUUUUAUACUAACACACUACGCUCCAUGUAAUGGUUUCAUGUGGUGUGGUAAAUGUUAUUAGUCUUGCAUUGGAGCAGGAUUUUAAGGGUGAUGUACUAGAUUUAGCCUCCCCUCUCCUAGUCAGUACCAGGUCACACAUGAUGAUAUGGGGAGGAUACGUUCUGCACAUUACGAUAUGACAGCCAGCCAGAACAGUUGAUGUCUCAGUUUGAUGAUGUCAGCACUAGUAAUGUGCAAACCUGGUAAGAUCGUUUGGUUGCCUGGUUCAAUAAUCCAGUGAUUUUACUAGUAGCCUACGGCUACACAAACACCAUCUUUAGGUGCCGUCUCAGCCAUAAUGCAUUCAAACGGAACUAAUAGCUGACAAAACAGAGUCCAAAUCUAGGUGUUUGCGCUUACAAAUGUGUUAAUACAAGUGUGUAGUCCAAACUAAUCUGAUUUUAAAAAAUCCACUACACCCUGUAAUUCCAUACCAUUAGGGCUCAAUUCAAUGUAGUUUCCACUAACUCUGCGGUAAGAUAUUGUUUGCAGUAAGAUAUUGUUUGCUUUACAUAGAAACCCACUUUAGUGCCUUUUUUCUCUCUCGCUGCAGUCUAGUUGUACCAUUGUAAAAAGAGCCAAUGCUUGGUAGCACUGCUACAAAGCCCAGACCCUGUCUCUCUUUCCGUCAGUGUGGAUAUUGAUUAUUUCCAGUGGCAGUUCACAGCCUGUAUGCCUUCCCUGGCACCCUGGGGCUAAUUGCUAACACUAGCCGCCACCACCUACUGUCCAAGCAGUGGAGAGCGUCAACUCGUACCUGCAGUGCACCGUCUUCUUCCUCAUAUCAGUCCUAUCUAUCAGUCACACUGGAUGACUUGUCCGUCCCCCUGUUGGGUGAGAUAUUUAAAAAGGCAACUGUCAAUCAGUUCAGCCACCCCACUACUAGAACAGUGGUCUGUUAGUGGUUACCCAAGAUGGGAGGCCGGUGACCUGCAUGUUAUCUGCUAAUGAGUCUGCCCAGCUCCAAACCCAUUUCAUCAAGACUGUCUUCAGCCAGACACUAACCACCUGAUUAGGUCAAUCAUUGUCUUCAUCGAACCGCUUUAGUUUAACCUCUGUGCACUCUGGAGUUCAGAUAAUUAGUUGAGGCGUAUAGAUUAGAAACUGUCUGAAGCCUGCCAACGGUGUAUAUUCAGCACCACUGCUUUCUUCUCUGGUCUAGGGUAAAGGAACACUUUAUGGAAAGACCUCAGCCCCAUUUUUCUGUGCGCUGAAUCAUAUAGUAGGCUAUAUGCAGUAAAAUGCCUGCCUGCCAACACUUACUACGUAGCUCACCUUAAAUUUCCCCAGAUAGCUUACGAUACCGCCUUUUCCCAAAACAAAUCUUUCUGGAAUCUUCUGUCUCGAGACCCAUUGAUGCUAAUAAAUGGAGGGAAGAGGUGACCCUCACUAACAGUCCUGCAAGAGGCAGGAGGAGACAUGGAGCGAUCUCGUAAAUCAGCGCGGAGGCUUUGACCAGGGGGAGCUUAUAGAAUCCAUUUUACCAGGCUCAGCCCAACGGCCAUCCACUGAACUGAAGACGGGUACAUGGUGAGGUCUAGCACCAGCCCCCUUAAAAGCCUUCAACUUCCCCAAAUAGGCCUUUUAGAGUGAAAUGGGUUUUGUUCCUCCAACCAUUUUAGGUCUCUAGACCUCCUGAUUUAUCAUCUGGAAGUCUCAGCCUAAUAGGAUGCACCUUGCAUAGUAAAGGUACUGGAACAUUCUGUAAAAUAUGUUUGUUCUUGAGCAGAAUUAUACAAAUCCUUGCCAUUCACAAUUUGUCCUCUGUUUCUCGCUGAUCUUAUCUGAUAUGCUCCUCUGAAGUCUAAUGAUGCCCUUUUCCCCGUGCCUUCUUGGUUGCAUUUGAAAUGUAACAACUCACUGGGUUGAUGCUGUUUAGAUAUUCUCUGUGUAGCUCAGUCUCUCCUUGUGGCCCGCUGAGAGACGAACGGUUCCUUCCCUCUCCAUCAUGUCUAAUCCUGUUUUGGAAGUCUAGAGAGCACGGGCCCUGUUACAAAUCGUAUCAGUCACAACUUUUUAAUUCACCAUGAGGAGGACGGCGAAAAAUCCCUUUAGAGACUGGAGCUAUUAAUCUUUUAUUUUAUUUUCUUCUCCAGGAGAGAUGAUGUGCAGCUUUUUUUGUAGAUGACCUAACAAUCGACUGGGGCUUUACAUCAUCAUAAAACAGGCUGGCCACACUGCAGAAUGAGAACUAUAAUGGGGUUCCAUUUCUUUGGACCGUCUACAGAGCCACCCCCUGACGUUCAAACCGCGACAAGUAGUCUGUGCCCUUGAUUCUUUAAUCCGUGUGCAUUUCAUCCAGAGUGGCACGUCCUUUUCCCAACUACAACCAUUCGCAGAUUUAUGCAUUCACAUAUAAACAUUGAAAUGGCACUCCACUCCCUUAUGUCUGGAAAACUGCCUCUCUCCUUGGUUGCUUGAACUUGAUUAACGAAUAGUGUGAUGGCUCUGUUGGUUUUUCCCUCUCUCUCUUGAUCCUCGAAUGAGAGAUGAGUUAUCUCAUUAGGUGUCUGAGAUGUAAGCAAUUUCCCUCUGCAGGGCAUCCCAUUAUUUACUUGUCAUGGUUGGUUGAGGUCAGCACACAGAAGAACAUACGUCACAGAACAUAGCUAGUGUCCCAAUGAAAACCCCUCCAGAGUAAUAAGUGGCCUAUUCUCUAACCCUCCUCUGCUUCUCCCUCCUCCAGUUGAACACUGUGACAUGCUGAGUAGCUGUCCAGAGGACGAGCCCAUGACCCCGGGGGAGGAGAGUCUUGACGCAGCCAUCGAUGAGUCCAUGCUGGAGACCAACCCCAUCCAGUCUCCCCUGCAGGUGUUUGCAGGCAUGGGUGGUCUGGCCCUGAUUGCAGAGAGACUGCCCAUGCUCUAUCCAGACGUCAUCCAACAGGUUAGACCGCCACUGAUACAAUUCUAAUACCUAUGUAACUAACACCACCAGUCAAAUAACCCUUUCACAACCUGCUUCAUUGGAAUUAUUUCAUUGUAGUCCUACAAUGUUUAGCCCAUGUUUCUAGAUAUUAUGUUUAUAAUAUAGCCCAUAAUCUAGAGCCUUAUAUUUAAAGGGAAAUGUCACAAUUUUUCAUUUCAUAUUCAUCAGCUCCAGCUCCAGCACCACCCCAACAUCAACAUAUGUGAAAAUGUCGCAUUUCUAUGUUUUGUAGUAAAAAAGAUGCAGUAAGAUUAGUGUUUCCAAUGACAUCGUUGUGCAUCGUGUGAUUUUAACCAAUUAUGAGUAUGCAUUGCCUAAUUGCCUACAUAUUGUCUACUAAUUGGUUGAUGUCAUUGGAAAGACUUAUCUUCCUCUAUAUUUUUUACUACAGAACAUAGACAUUUUCACAUGUCGAUGUUGGGGUGGUGCUGGAGAUGAUGAAUAUGAAGUUGAAAUGUUCCUUUAAGAAGUUCAAGUUACCUUUGCUAUAUAGAACGUUCCAAUGCAGAUCUGCAGUUGCCAAAGUAAUGCCGUGUCUUUACUUUGGGCCCAGCCUAUUGAGAGGCAUGGCAAGUCACUGGGUUUGCCGUUCAGUCUAAAUCCGUAUUUGUCUCCUCUGCGCUCCCCCGGGUGCUACAUCAUGCCUCCUAAAUGAAAGUAAAUGGAUACUUAAACAGUAAUUGCAUAGUGACAAGGUGAGUAGCUGGAAUGGAUUCUGAGAGCUGCCAGGUACUAAAUCUGUUUUUUCUUUUGUUAUUUUCUCCCUCCUCCCAAAUUGUUGCAGCGAAUUGAAUUAUUCAGGCAGUCUCCCAGAGCUACUGGUGGUUUGAAGCAGACGCCCCACGAGGGCUACCAAGUGAGAUUAUUUGUUUUGUACUUAGCAUUGUGAUGACUAUGAAUCAUAUACAUGAUUGGUCGUUGGUUGGUUUAUCAUAACCCUUUCUCAACAGGAUAUUACAUCAUUCUGCCUUAGUUUAACCCUUUGUCUCACUGGAUAGUGUUUGUAGGGCUCUUAAGGCUGUGAAUAAUUGAAGCGUUCUGCUCUCACCCUGAGCGAGACUAUUAGCAAAGUCAACUUAAGGCAUCGAUAUUGAUGCAGGUGAGGCUUUUCUGUUUACCCAGGACUGACUCUGUGUAGUGUUUUCUGAUAGGUUAGCCAAACAGCCCAGGUCUAUACCUUUUGACCCACUGGUGUUAAGCUGUUAACUCACAGCACACCCUGUUCCUGGAGAUCCGCUCUGGCUCUUAGUACAACUGAGCUUGAAUUGAUUAUAUUGAUCACAACUAUGCAUAAAAUAACUUUAUUUCUCUGCAGUGCUGCAGCUCCGAUACUUGCCUUCAUCUUAAAGGGAUAUGUCUGGAGUUUGGCUAUAAAACCCUUUAUCUACUUCCCCAGAUUCCGUUGAACUCAUGGAUACCAUUUCUAUGUCUUAUUCCCAGGGCACUAUGCCAAGUCCCACAGCAGCUCUAUGGAUCUGAAUAACAGCUCUCUAGUUCCAUAUACCCCCUACUACCCUCAGUGCCCAAACACAACACAUGACCUUGAGAUCCCAUCCGAGUCAGCACAUCUGUCAGCAUUGUCUUCUAACCGCAUUUUAACCCUGGUUCGUCCUGUGAAGGUGAGUGCUCCGGUGGUGCCCUCCACCACGCAGGAGAAGCCCAAGGACAGCGACCAGUUUGAGUGGGUCACCAUCGAGCAGUCUGGCGAGCUCGUGUACGAGGCGCCAGAGACCAUGGCCGCCGAGCCUCCGCCCAUCAACAAGUCGUCAGUGCAGACCAUGUCGCCCAUCCCCGCCCACUCGCUGGCGGCCUUCGGUCUGUUCCUGCGCCUGCCGGGCUACGCUGAGGUGUUGCUGAAGGAGAGGAAGCAUGCCCAGUGUCUGCUCCGCCUGGUGCUGGGAGUCACAGAUGACGGCGAGGGCAGUAAGUGACACAACACCUCUCACACAGCUUUAGACGUGGUCAGGAAAACUCCUGGCCCUAUUAAUGGAUGAUUUAUAUGCAUGUUCAUAUUUGGGUACACCGUUGAGGAUGACCAGUUCCCAAUGCUCCCAGUAUAGGAUGCUGCUGCAGGUUUCCUAGGGACAAACAUUGUCAGCCCUAAUAGCAGUUCACUUUUUUACCCGCUAAUGCUCAGACUGACUUUGUCAGGCAGUUGAUCUUGCCAAGCUGUGAACCAAGCGGAUCGAUAAUUCCCUGAAUACAUAGCUAUCAGUGUCAAAAAGUGGCCAAUGCAUGUAAAUCGACUCCUUUAAAAGCUGCCGGCCCCAAGAGUGGGGAGAAAGAGAUGGAAAGAGAGGGAGAGAGAUUUUAAUCCCUCCAUUUACAAUUGAGGCACGUUUGUUCCCCCUGAUGCGGCUCUUCCCCUGCAGUCCUUGAGACUAUACCGGUCUGCGGGCCCUGUGGAUAAUUUAGCCGAAGGACUCACACUGGCUUGUUUAAUAUUGACAAGUCCUACCCUCUCAUACAUUCCAACUCCUCCCCAGCCAACCUCUGCCUUCAUUGUUGACGCCUAUUUAGCUCCUCUCUCCUUCAGGGCCUGAAAUUAACUAUGUUGUCCCUCCAAUGUUUUUUCUUUAGUCCUUGAAAUAAUGGCCCUUAAUGAUUGAUGGACAGCAGGCUGCCAGCUUGUUUAGUGACACUGGUCACAUAGCACACCGUCAGCCUGCCAUUUAGUCGGCGGUUGUCUUCUCUGGCCUCAUUCUCAUAAGUGCUAUAUCGAUGUAUCCAUCCUUUCUGGCCAGUAUUCCUCCACCUCUCUAUGGUGGUCAUCUCUCACACCACCCCUCACACAUUUAUCCAAUGAUAUUAUCAAUCCUCUUCUCUGAUUGACUGUGGGUGUUUCUCAAAAUGCAUACUACCGUGCUCUGAGCACGCAAAUUGGAGCACGGGAGGGUUGGAGUAUGAGUCCAAAUCAAAGUAUGCGAAACGGAGCGCGGAGGUUACUUCUCAAAAGCGUACUACGUUUAUACAUAUUUUAAAGAAUGCUUCGAUGCAAGCUUCAACGGAAAAUAUGCAAAGAAAUAUGAUGCAACCACGUAAAUAAUUACGCAACAUUCAAUGGCGACCAUUAUUUGAGCUGAAGCGAGAGAAAAGUACUGUUUGCUAGCCAGAUUGUUAUCUAUAUUGCGUAAUAUUAGUUUUAGGUCAUUUUUGCCUGAUAAACUAUCUGGUUAGCUACAUUAUUACGAUUUACAUAUAGCGAGCUGAUAGUUAUGAAGUAAAACUGUUGCUUUGUGUAUAGCUUGUUUCAUCUAUUGUUGCCAUUGUUCUGGAAGGUUCAGUGAAUGGGGAGGUGAAGCGUGAGGUAAUACAGUAUGGGGAGUGAGAGUGCUUCUCAAAUGUAAUGUUUUAUGCAUUCUCCACACUCAUCCUCACAAGAACGUACUCAAGAGAGCGUCUUUGGGGAAUGCUCUGAGCAUGAGGGUGUGCAGCAUGGUAGUAGGCAUAUUGAGAAACACCCUGUGUCUCUCCCCUUCCUUGAUUGGCUGUAUCUCUCCUCUCCUUCCUCUUAGGUCACAUCCUGCAGUCUCCGUCGGCCAAUGUGCUGCCCACGCUGCCCUUUCAUGUGCUGCGGGCCCUGUUCAGCACCACGCUUCUCACCACAGACGACGGCGUGCUGCUGCGUCGCAUGGCCCUGGAGAUAGGAGCCAUCCACCUCAUCCUGGCCUGCCUGUCAGCCCUCAGCCACCACGCGCCCCGCGUCCCCAACGCCACUGGGAACUCCUCAGAGGUGAGGCCCAGACACUGGACAUGUCCGAAACACACACACACACACACACACUCUCUCUUUUGGUUAUGUGUGUGUGCUCAACAGAGCAUGAAUGAAAAAACAGUUCACGCACACUCAUACGUCACCAGAUGUGGACAGAUGUCAGUGGAAGUGUGUUCUGUCCAUUUGCGUUCUCUUGUGUUUAUAAUGGACAGAGGAUAAACCUAUUUCGGGUUGGGUUGACAAAGCAUUGCGUGGCGUCUUGUCUAAUGUUCAGAUGCUGCCUCCAAUGCAUUUGGCUUGACACAAUAGGAGGUCCUCACUCUCCAGGGAGAAUUCAGGUGUUUUGUCUUUCCCUCAAUGAGAGAUGGGCGGUGAGGAUCAGUCAUGUUAUUAAUUGCUCUACCUGGCAGGGCUUUACUCAGGGCUCUUACUUAUAUCUCCACUGAGCACUUGACAAAUUGGGUAAUUGUUUAGUGGUAAUGAUAAGAGGCAGGUCUGGCUUUGAAGAGACAUGUCCUUUGUAUUAUUGCCAACUCCAGACAGAAGGGAACAUCAUGAAUAGGAAUUGAAUCAUGGACUCUGACUGCCAUGCCCAUUACAUGGAGUGAUUAGUCUUAUAUUGAGGUUUCUGCUGGGCGUCAACACUUACCUCCUGCUCAAAGCCUUUCAAAGUACUCUGGACUCUUCUAGGACCACUGAGACUCAAAGGAGAUGACUGAGAACUCAGAUCAAAGAACAGAUUGCACCCACCAAAUUGUAUCGAUCACAAUAUUGAUUUUGAUCACUAGAAGCUUAACCUGGCGUAGCAGGCGUAAAAGAUACGCCUAAAACUAGAUCCCCGACAUACUGGUCUUGAUGAGAAGAGAAAAGAACUGUUGGGAGGUUCUCUUCUGCACUGUUCAACCAAUCCAGGAAAUGUGGAGGGGGAGUUGAGAUGGAGUGUCGCCUUGUUAACGUCCAAUAGCGCAAGUUCGCGUCACAGGCUCUUUCCAUUUCACCUGAAAACCAGAAUAUCCGGUUGUUGGGGACUCGGCAGAGGCUACUAGAAGCUCGACGCCACCAGCACCCAGCAAUGCCACCACAAGGGUCCAAGUGCCAUAGAUCAUAGGCUCAAAUUCAGCAAAACCACCAAAGAUUACAUUUUAUAUAGUAGGAUAGGCUAUUACAGUACUACAGCCCAGUGUUACUGUGGAUUGUCUCGACAGGCGCUCCCAUCCACAGACCAGUGUGGAUUUAUGGAGUUGUCAGAGUUGAGGACAGAUCUCCGGACUGAUGGCUUGAGGGCAGGCCAAAGUCCUGUCACAGUGGUAAUGGUUGUCCUUGAGCGUGGCGGCCAGUUAUGUUAUGUGGCCGGAGAUGAGACCGGGGCCAGAGCCGGCGGACGGUCAGUCCACACACACACACACACACACACCCAUCCCUCUUUAUCUGGGAAAGUGAGCCUCCUCCCUUCCCUGAUUGAUGUUCCAGUGCUCAGUGAUUUGUCUCCAACCUCUUAUGACGAGAGCAUAACUCAUCGCCCUGUACUGCUGGGACAGUGUCAGGACUGGGCCCUGCUUCGGCCCUAUACAAAACACACACUAUGGCCAUCUUUUAAAAUAAAGUGAACCGGUCAAAAUCCCAGCAGCCUCAUCCCACCUCCACCUCUGUCAGAAAGGGUGCAGUCUCAAGAAGGCUAAACGUUCUCCUCUCGUCUAACUCGGACAUCCUUUCAUAUCCAUCUCUUAGUUCUCUCUAUUCUAGCAUGCCCCCCGACCCCUCCCCAUACCACUGGGAACUCUCAAUGCCUUUGUCAUACGCACAGCACCAGGUCAACCCGAGCAUACGCUCUCGCCCUCCAAGACUCCUGUUUUUUACAUGAUCUCCUAUUCAAACUGCUGGGUAUGUGCUUGGAGCAGAACUAAAAGUGCCUCAAGUGUAUAACGGGGCUGUGACAAGCAGGGACUGUGGAUAGGCUAGUUAUGUUUGAUGUUGUGAGAUAUUAUUAUUUUUUAAACCUGGAAAACCAGCAUUGCUAUCUCACUCGACCAUUGAUCUGAAGACUGACAUUUGCAAAGGGAAAGUAAUCUUAUUCAAUCCAAAUCUGUAGCCUAUGCUGCAUUCAGGAUAAAUUGGGGUGUUUUGCUGAUUUCAUGAGCUUAUGGAAUGCUAGUAUCUGUAGGCCAGGCCUAUGUUGUCAUCACAAUGGACCACUAGGCUAAACUUUCCCCCUGCUGAUUUCCUGUGUUGUGCUGAUCACUUCCACUGGUUCUGUCUGUCCCCAGCCCACGGUGUCCAGUGGUCAUGGAGGGGGCACCAGUGAGGAGCAGCAGCUGUACUGGGCGAAGGGCACUGGGUUCGGUACAGGCUCCACUGCCUCAGGCUGGGACGUGGAGCAGGCCCUCACCAAGCAGAGGCUGGAGGAGGAGCACGUCACCUGUCUUCUGCAGGUAAGAAUCCCCUACCCCAGGGUUUCCCAAACUCUCUCCGCCCCUCCCGCGCCUGCACUACACAGCUGAUUUGAAGUAAUCAAAGCUUGAUGAGUUGGUUAUUUGAAUCAGCAUGGAGUGCUAGGGCAAGGACCAAAACGUGCACCCAGGGGGGGCCCCUGGAUUGAGUUUGGGAAACCCUGCCCUAGGUGUAGUACAUCCUGAGGGUUUUCCCCAAUGGCAUAAAAGUGUUACCUGGCUAACAAUGGGAAGAUCUAUGCUCUUACAUACUUUAAAUAAGUACUUCCUGUGUAGUUACCUCAGAGUAAAGGCCGGUUUAUAAUCGGUAUAACGACAAGUCUGUAGACAAUCAGAAUGCGACAAGUGUCGCUGGUCAAAACAACAUAUAAUUUAUACUCUGGUGGAAUGUCUGUAGACCGUCGCUGCGACUGUCAGUUUCCUUGUCGCACAGACAUGGAAAAAAGUGAAUGCCUUUGCGACUGUCGCAACGUCCGUUGUCGUGGUUACUGGGCUGCUACAGCAACAAGACCAAAUCUAUUUUUGACGAGUUAUACAAUUCUCAGAUAAAAUGACCUACUUUUAUUUCUUCACACUCACAACACUCUGACAACAGACAUGUCGGUAGACCAACUGUAAAACAGCCUUAAGGCCUACACGUGUUGCUAAAAGUGUAUGUGUGCGCCACUUAUUCUGUCUGUCAGGUGCUGGCCAGCUACAUCAACCCAGCAGGCUGUGUGAGCCACGGAGAGGCCCCUACAGGGGCGAGCAGGGGCCACAACAGCAACGCCCUGCCCACAGUACUGCAGGAGCUGCUCAGCCAGUCCUGCCUCAUUCCAGCCAUGUCCUCCUACCUACGCAACGAUUCC